Messenger RNA from Cinara cedri, 59936 nucleotides. The record is from the annotation of a GenBank genome assembly. Lineage: Eukaryota; Metazoa; Arthropoda; Insecta; Hemiptera; Aphididae.
AUGGUCAAAGUGAAAGACAUUAUUUUAUUACCAAUAUUAACAGAUCAUGUUUCAAGUAAACAUAAGAGCUCAUCAAUUAGGCUUUAAGAUGGCAAUAAACGUACAGGAAAACAACAUAGACAUGUUUGCCAACACCUAAAUCAAAUAUAGAUUUUCAAACCAAUAAUUUAAUUUCCGUCAUUCAUUGUAUUGGUACGCUAUAGUUUUAAAACUUUAACAAUACAACUAUUUUCGAAAACAACAUUUCAGUCUUCUAAAAACGUGUACGUUUUAUAAUUUAAUAAAUCAUUUUUUCGGUUUGUUUAGAGCUCCAAUUGUUCUAUACCAUACAUUAAAAAUACAGAAUUCUCGUCUGGUGGUACUUUAAAUAAAAAGAUUUUCUAGAUUCCUUUUAGUUUUUCUAAAAGAAAAAAAAUUUCAACUAAUAAAAAUGUAUUUAUUUUAUUGAAAUCUAUUGAAAUUAUUGAGCUGAGCUAUUUGGACGUAUACUAUAAUUUAUAAUAUGUAUAACAUAGUAAUCGUGGUGAUACAUUUUUAUACAAUCUAAAAUUACGAAAAAGAUAUUACAUUAAAAUAAUAAUAGAAAGUAAAUUUAAAAGUGAAUCAUAAGUUAAUUUGACAAAUAGUUUAGUUAGUAAUAGAUAGUGUAACGCAAAAGGGACAGUAUGUCGAACAGAUCGUAGGGGAACUUUAAAAUCGAUAAAAGACAGGAACGUGGGUGAGUCGAAUUUCCCAGACAAGAUAUUGAAUAAAAACUAAACAUUAAGCGUAUGUCUGAAAUUGGCCAGGAAAGUAGUUAAUCCAAGUCUGGUUUCUACAGGAUUAUAAUCACGCUGUGCAUAGAAAUACCAAUCAGAAAUCCAGUAAACCGUCGCUGAACACGGUCGGUUUGAAGAGACUCGCCAUUAAUGAGAAUUCCAAAUAACACUAUUAUUAAUCUUUAAGAACUCCAUAAUCGAUUGAAUUGAAAGCCUUUUAGAAAUCUAUAUAUAUAUGUAUGAAAUUUACUUGUGAAUGGUGUUGAAAAGUAUUUAUAUACAAAAUUACAAACACUACGUUGCGCGUCGUGGUGGAGUGGCAAGUGCGAAACCCGUACAGCUCCUCCAAUAAAUGACCUUAUUUAAAAUUAUGAUAUAUUGGCUCAAUUUCUGUUGGUUUCCUUUCGAUGCCUAACGUGACUCUGUUUUGUAAAACAACAUAAAACACAUACGAAUAACACAACUGAAAAAUGUUAACAUUUAAAAAAUAAUUUUAAACUAGAAUAUAGUGUUUAAUAUAAUAUUAUUGUCCAUUUCAUUAACAAUAAUAAUGUAAUAUUAAAAUUGGCUUUAUUAUCAUAGAAUGCAAUUGAAAUGAAAUAUUGGACUGUAAAGCUAAUAAAAACAUAAAAUAAAAUAAUAAUUUUUAUUUUAUCGCUAUAUAUAUUUUAGAUUGUGAUGGAAUGGACUGCCCGGAAGUGUGGGCUCGCAUAGCAAUAUUGAACGGUCAAACACAGGCGGCAGAAGUAUUGUAUCUGGAACAGAAUCAGGUGGAAAAAGCAAUUCAAAUGUAUUUGUCAUUAUAUAAAUGGGAAAACGGUAAUAAUAAAGAAAAACAUAAGUCACCAUUUCGACGUUGUUUUUUUACGUAAGUAGUUAAUACAUAUUUUAUCGUUGAUGUGAAAUCUUAGCAAUCAAUUUGGCCGAAUCCAAAAAUCGGCCGGACGUUGACGAGCUGAAAUCGCGGUAUCAUUUAUGGCUAUUGGAAACGUGUCAGGAAGAAAAAGCGGCCGAAAUUAAAGAAAUGGAAGGAGACAAAAGAUCGGCGCUUCAGUUAUACAUGAAAGCCGGACUCGUCAGCAGAGCUUCCAAGUAAGUGCGAAUUUUCCAUUUGAAAAUAAUAACAAAAAUGAUUAUAAUAAAGAUUUUAAGAUGUUAAAAGAAAACAUCUUCCUUUUUUUUUUCUUUUUUUUUUUAUAUGCGAGUGUCGAAUAUACAAUAUUUAAAAAAGUAUUUUGAUAAAUGGUUUAAUUAAAUUAAAUUAAAUUCUAUAAACCUGUUCAAAAGACGUAUAGUUAAAAGGAUUAAAUUGUCAUAUUGAGAUUAGAAUAACGAUCAGUGGUGUGAUAAUACUAUAAUAAAUACGUCAAAUUAAACAUUAUUCAUCAACUAUAAAACGUCGGGAAGAUUAGGAAACGGCCGUUUUACACCGUGUAAAAUUUAAAAUGUUAUUUCGUAUAAAUUAUUAUUUUCCAAACUUUGUUAAAUUAUACAAAUAUAUUUUAAAGCUCAAACAACAAUAACACAAAACGUUAUAGAUACAAUAUAUAUCUAUACAAUUUUAAUGGCGAAGGAGUUGUACGUAUUCCAAAAUAAUAAUGACGAGUACAAUAAAUUUAGUAAUAUUGUUUUGGUUGUCUGCGAAUUCGGAUCUUUGAUUCUCAACGAAAUGUUCAAAAACUAUCGUUAAUUAUUUUGCCAUUGGACAUAUUACCAAAUUCUCUAUCGAAAACUGCAAAAUAUUAUUUAUGGAUAUUUUGAUUUUAAGAUUUUAAAAUGAACACCUAAGUUGAAUGAUUUGUAAUGUACGCGAUUAAAAAUACGCGCAACGAAAUUAUUACGUGUUAACGGUUAAGAAUAAAAAUGAUUUAAUUUUUUAAAUUUAAUGUACGCCAUUAAAAUACUAAUAAAAAUAACGUGAUUAAUAUUCGUGACUUUAGUAAUUAUUGUAAUCCUUAUUGGGGGUGAAUUACAAUAAUCGAUAUUAACAUGAGAAAAAAAAAAUUGUUUUAAUCCGCUGAAUAAUAGAAAAUGGGGUUUCUGUGAAGCAGGUAUAAUACAGUAGUACAAUAUUGGUAAAUUAUAAUACCACAUUAUCUACUUCUCAUCUAUUCAAAAAACUCAAAUUAAUACAUUAUGAAGGUGAUUUAUUUUAUUAUGAUAAUGAUAUAAACGGCGAAAUUCGUAACUCUUUGUCGUUAAUGUACACGAAAAUAAACUUAAAAGGAAAAUUUAACGUUCUAAACGGUGUUAUUAUGAAUAGGUACCGAAAUCAAGGGGGAAAAAAGAAGAAAAUUUCGGGAAACUCGAAAAUAAUGGAGAAUAACGGAAACUGUUUUAAAAUGAUAUUUAUAUUUCCUUAAGAAAACUAAUAUUUUUCUUUUCUCGAAUAUGUUGAAUCCAUUUUUAUAAACUAGAGUUAGUUGUCGGUGAUCGUUUAAACCUUGGACGAAAUCUGCAAUUGAACUUUCAAACUUUUCUAUACAGCUUUCGAUAGAAAAUUGCAUUCGUCGUGUUGCGUCACGUAUUAAUGAUUUUUAAUAAUUCAUGUUUGCGCGCACUCGAGAAAAAAAAUAUAGAAAAUUUUAAAAUAAGUUUCGUAAUUUAAAUAUUAUAACACUAUACACCUACGCUGAAAUGUUGAAUUCGCGUUAGUCGCGGCGAAUUUGUAUUGUUUUAAGUAAACAAACUGUAUUGCGGUGUAAUAAUUGUAUACAAUGUACCUACCCCAAAACCGGUAUAGGUAUAUACCGGAUCAAAAAAGUUUUCAGGAAUUUUCAAUUGUAUUUUUAAGACCGACAUUUUUAGCGGAAUUAAUUAUUUUUUAAAAAAAAAAAAACUUCACAAUCUACAUUAUCAUAGUCAGUUUUACUUUUACAAUAAUACGGAUAUACGAAAUAAUACACGCCGGUAUAAAAGAGAACAAGUACAAAAGAAAACGGUUUUUACGGGGAAAAUAUAAAAAAAACAUUAUAUUUUAUUAAUGCGAACGAUUUAAAAUCGGGUAAUCGAUUGCAUACGCAUCAAAACUCAAAAUUAUAAAACAUUCAUAUUUCGCGUCGCUCGAGAGCAGGCUCUCAGAUUAUGUUCAUAAUAAAUGCAGUAAACGAGGUAUAUUAUUAUUGUUUAAUUAAAAUGUUAAUCGUAAAGGCUAGUCCAAGACGAUCACGAACUUUUGGCCGACAAUUCUGUCGUGGACAAAGUACUGGCGGGGCUGCUGCGACUGGAAAAUUAUCACGUGGCCGGAGAACUCUGUCAGUCGCAGGGAAACCCGGGCAAAGCCAUGGAAUUUUACUGCAAAGGAAACAUAUACGGAAAGGCGGUGGAAUUAGCCAGAUUCGUCUCGCCGGCAGGUAUGUCCUUUUCAUACAAUUUUUCAUCAGUCGAGAUGUUAUAACCGUUUUUGUACCGCCCUGACGUUUUGAAUCGUAAUAUAUACCUACGUAUACAUGUUAUUACACAAAGCGAGUUUCUCAAAACUACAGAAUAAUGAAAUUCAACGACUUCCCGCACCGUCAACUUAUUAUAAAUAUUGACUCGGCCUGCAGACUUGUACAGUUUUCCGCCAUAGAACCUUGCACCUCGUGUUCAGAAUGUAUAUUACACUACAUAUUUAAUUGCAGUAUAGAAAUGUCGGAUAUGUCGAGCUUUAUUUUUCGUUUAAUUAAUUUUCAGAGGUAGUUUCUCUGGAAGAGAAAUGGGGCGAUUUUUUAGUAUCCCAGAAACGCCAAGACGCGGCCAUUUCUCAUUACAUCGAGGCUGGCAACACAGUCAAAGCUUUAGAAGCUGCUAUCGGAGCCAAGCAAUGGAAGAAAUCUAUGCAAAUAAUGCAGGUAAAUAUCACAAGGACUUUGUGUUUUAAUUUAUUGUAAAACCGCGGUUAGUAAUAUACGAAAAUUUAAAUUCAUCAAUAUUUGCAGGAUAAAUAACAAAUAGACAUUUUCCAUGGAAUUCAAAUUCAUUUCCAAAAUUAAAUCAUCCAUUUGUUCAAAUUAAACGUAUAAUGUGUGCAUUUCAAUUAUUGCAAUAAAAUGUAAUUUUAUUAUAUCGAAGUGAAGAUGAUAGAUACGUUUUAUUAAGAUAACUUUUAGUCCCGAAUAAUACUUUUAUAAGACACUUUUAUUCAUUAUUUAAACAAGUUGUAUUUAACAGUGUAUACUUAGAUAUACGAUUCCAUCUAUAGACGUUCAUAGUUUCAAAAAUCUGUAUUUGAUACCCAAACAAUAACGAAUCCCCCCCCCCUGAAAAAUACAAAAUACUAAACCAACAACAAAAAAAUUCGGCAAGUGUCGAAAUUGUAAUUUUGUAGAUUAUUUAAAUCGUUUUUUACGUUGAAACCGGAUUAAUGAUAAAUCAUGUUUGAUGAUAAUCCCUAAAUUUUGGAUGCAUUCCUCGUGGUCCCGAGCAUAAAAAAAUAUUACGAUACCGUUAAUUGACUAAUUUGUUUAAAUUUUGAAAUAAAUAGGUCAUCGAGGACAAAACUUUGGUGACCAAAUACGGAGCUCAUUUGGCCGAUCAUUUUAAAACCGUAAACGACUAUAAGACCGCAGAAAAACUGUACAUGGAAUGCGGAAUGUACAGGCAGGCUAUUCAGCUCUACUUAGAAACCGGUAUGAAUCGAUUAUGUAUUUUUCAAACGAUCUGGACACUUCCGUUUUAUUGAAAAUGUCAUCGUUUAUUUGUGUAUAUGCACAGGGAAUUGGGAAAAGGCUCAUAAGCUUCUGAAGAAUAAUCCCACACUUACGGAUUUGGGCGAAGAAUUGGAAACGUAUGGUAAAAAAUUGGAGAAUAUGGGUCGCGUUAAAGAGGCGGAAAAGCUUUAUUUGGCAUUGGACAAAGUGGAUUUGGCCAUAAACAUGUACAAGAACUUUCAACGAUAUGACGAGGUACCUUAGAGCUUAGACUAUGUAGCCUAGAGAAUAAUUAGAGUAGACUAAAAAAUUACAAAAUAUAGAUGUGUCGUGUCUUCUAUGCUCUGAGAGUCAGAUUACGAAAAAACUGAUAAUAAUAAUCAAUUAAUAUUUUAUGUUUUUUACUUUCAGUUCGAAAAUUAGAUAUUAUUGUGAUUUAAAUAACUCUAAAAAUGCCGAUCACCUUAAUUGUCUGCAUUUGCAUUUCCAGAUGAUGGCCCUGGUGAGCAAAUACCACAGCGAAUUGGUUGGUACCACCCACAUGCAUUUGGCACACGAAUGUGAAUCGCGUGGCAACUACAGGGCAGCCGAGAACCAUUACGUCCAGGCCGGAGAGUGGAAACUCGCUGUAAAAAUGUACCGAUCGUUGGAUAUGUGGGAAGAAGCAUAUAAGGUAUACGCCAUGAAAUAAAACGGUUUUUUUUUUUAACAUUUUAUUUAUUUAUCCAAAGUACAUACAUAUACGUUAUACAAAGUAAAUAAAUAUACUAUAAGCCUAAGUUUGUAUUGGGGUAACUAUACUCUAUGAGUUAUCGUUUAAACACAAAUUAACAAAAUUAAUUUAACUCGAUUUAGUCGGUAUAUACAAUAACAGGGAGAUCCAUUUAUUAUAAACCAGCGAUUUUCACGGACGAUUUUAAGUGAAUUUAAUUUCGGUUUUUAUUAUUCAGCAAUUACGGUACCAUUUCAGCUUUAUUUUAACAUUAUUUUAAAUAUUUUCCCUUACUCUUCAACGUUAAAUGAGAAUUAACUGUUGAUUUUUCCAUCAUUUCAACACAGAUUCGGAAAAAUAAGAGUUUUCUCAACAUUUGUUGAAAUAUAUUAUUUUUUCGAAUCUGUGUUAAAAGAGGAGGCCAUUCGAAAAUAAAAAGUUAAUCCUCAUUUCAGAUAUAAGGAGUAGAGAUAAAAAUAUAAAAUAAAGCUUAAACGAUUUCAUAAUAGUGGAAAAUACAUAAAUAUAUAAAUCGAAUGCGUUUAAAGAACUUCCGGAAAAAGAUGCGUGAUAUCAAGACAAACGGAUAAUUUUUUAAACGCUUAGGUUAAUUUUUUCUUUUAGUAUUUAAUUUAGAAACACAAUAUCGAUUUUACAACAAAUAAAACGAUACAAAACCGAUAAGUAACCUAACCUUUAUUUUAUUUUAUUUUAUUUUUUUUUUUUUUUUUGACAAAAUGUUAAAACAACUCAAAGAAUCGUGGUAUCGGAAAAAGUUGAAAAAAAAAAAGUUUCCCGGUAAAUACUAAAUAGUUUAAAAUCCAAGCGAAUAUUUGGGUUACGAUAACACCGGUAAAUCUAAUUGGUAUUUUGACAGGAAAUUUUCAUAUCUGUUAUUGAUUUUAGUAAGUACAUUUUUGCGUUAAAUAUAACAUACGGCACGAAUACUUUAAAUCCUAACCAACGAUUCGGUUGGCCACGACCACGAACGCGCGUUGUCGGUAUAGUUUGCACGUGCGAUAAUUUAUUAUAUUAUACCCUUCGUCGUUACUCGUUUUCACCGAACGGGAUAAGUUUUGUCAAAAACGAAAAUAUAAAUUUAUUGUCGUUUAAAAAAUGUUUUCUUGAAAAACACAUCACCGGCAAAAAAGGCAAUAAAUUUUGAGUUCCUUUUAAUAAUUCGUCAACGUUUUUUUAUUCGAUUUUGUAUAACAUUAUCUUUUGUUGUCGAUCAAAGAGCUAUAAAGAAUGGCCGGUUUUUAUUUGUUAUUAAGAAAAUACAAAACAACCGAACAAAUAAAAAAAAAAAGAAAAGAAAAACAAAAUUAAAAAACCGAGACGAUGAUAUCGAUGUGGUUAAUUCAGUCGUCUCACUUCACUUGGAGCAUACCAGGUGCAUUAUUAUUAUAAAAAAACCCAAUGUGGGCGAAAUUAGUUACAAGGUCAAAAAUGUAUAAUGUUCCAACCAGUCAUUUUUAACAUUUCCGAAGCACCUGACUAGAGAAAAUUAUCUGUACAUCACAUAGGUACCUCCCGAAUUCGGUACGUAAAAUUGCAGAGCGAACAUUUUCAUUUAUAUAAAAACUCACGAAAUCACUAUUGCUGACCGUUGUCCCUAGAUCCUCUUAGAAUUUACGAUUCAUAAUCCAACCGGAUGCACUUCUUAUUAUGUACUCUACUGUGACAUUUAUACUACUUAACGCAGUGCAGUAAAUUUACGAGAUUGUAAAAAUAGUUCAACAGGACAAUCGGGAUUGAUUUUGCUUUUCGGAAGAAUUAUCGCACAAUUUACAUCGAUAACUUACGAAUCGACAUCAACGUAGCGAAUCAACGCUACGUCGAUUAUACAUUUGGUUCUCUGAAUUAUUCUUAGUUAAUAUUGUUACAAAAGUAAAAUAUAAACAAAAAAACACGCUUAGUUCCGCGAUGUAUUGAUAUGGGUUUAUUGGGUGUUGUGCAACAACGGUGUUAUAUUAUUAUUAUACUCUCGUGGUACAACUGUCAACGAUCUCUGUUUGAUUCGGCGAUAGAUAGUGGCACGCGUCACCGGCGUAUCAUUUUACAUAAUGCAUAGCGGAUUCGGAAUUCGAAUCGCCGAGAAUAUCAAUCGUAACGAUAAACCUCUAACCUAUUCGCAUUUCCAACCGUUCCCGUUUGACAUUAACCAAUAGAAAACGGUGCCCUAGCUGGCCAUUCUCUGAUUACUCUGAUUACUCUGAUUACUCUGGUUGGGUUUUCUUGACUCUAAAACCACGGUAAUCGUCAAAAAAAAUGAUUUGGUAGAUAUGCGCGUAGCCAAAAUUUUUUUUUUAUGGGAGGAGGACUUCAAACAUAAAAUGUAUCACCAACUACCAAUAAUCUGAUUUUUCGGUGAGAAGUUUAAAUUUCGGAGGGAGUUCCGACCCCAUAGAUCUCCCCUAGUUACUUGCCUGUAGGUGAACAGGUAUAAGACCGUGUUAAAUAUAAAACUUACAUUAUACAAAAUGCAGCAUAAUAAGACACUGAAAACUAAAAUAACGUGCCCAAUUUUUUCCCCUACCUUAGCAGAACAACUAAUCACAACAUUAUUGUACUGUCUAACCAUUUUUCUGAGAACUACCCUGAACCCAUAAGCUUGUAAUAAAAUAUUAUAACACCAUACGGUCGAGAAAAUGGGCGUAGAGAAAGUGAGCACAUCAGCGUUUAAUAUGUUUCACCUUCCUACGCUUCUGUGUUUAAACCUGAAGUUAUUACGAUUUGUUUGAUGAAAACAAAUUUGUUACAUAUCAUCUAUUAUUUUUUUCCGAAUCAAGCUGUGCAUUAAGUAUGUAUACAACAUACUGACCGUCGGAAAACGAUUAUUUUUAAAAGUCGUAGAAAACCUUUGAACGGCAGUGUUCGAUUUCUAGUAAAUAGUGACAGUAAAAUAUGGUGUGUACGAGUACGUUUUAACCAAAAAUGAUUUAUUAAUCGUUUUAAACGAUACGAACCACGGAUUGCAAUUAUUAUUUCUAAAAACGAUCCGCGGGGUGUGUGUGUGUGUGUGUGUGUGUGUGUGUGUGUGCAUAGUAUAUAUAUAAAGUAUAAACAUGACGUUACAUAUUUUAACAUUGCUACUUUGUUAUUAUGAAAUGGCAUGAUUCGCCUAUAAUAUACUGACAUUUCGUUUCUGACAAAUCUGUUUUCGUCGUUUUCGAUAGACAAAAAUAUAUAAUUUAGGAUCAAUCAAACUCAUCGUACAUAAAGGGGGAAAAAAAAAUACAAAAAUGUUUACGAUAAAUAACAGAAAAAUAAUACCGGUUUAUAUUAUUAUUUUCAGAUCGCUAAAAACAACGGCGGAGAACACGCGGCUGAGCAAGUGGCGUUUUUGUGGGCUAAAUCGUUGGGUGGAGAUUCCGCGGUCAAGUUGCUCAAUCGUCUGAAUCUACUUGACGAAUGUAUCGAUCAUGCCAGUGAUAGUUAUCAAGUAAUAAUUACGCUUUGAAUACCUGUGUUUGAGUGUUUUAUAUGCACUUUUACUAAAUAUUUACUCUUAUAAACAUUUAUUAUAUAUUAUAUAUGUAAUUAUUUAUGGGUUAUGUCAGGAUAAAUAUUAAAGACAUAAGUAUAAAUACUUAUUUAUCUAAGGAAACUGAUCGAACAAAGUGAGUAUAAUAUCAAGUAGUUGGAUUUUCUUCAAAUUUAGUUCGAAUGUUUCUUGUAUCCUUGAAUUCAUCAAAGUUGAUGUAGAUUUUAAUAUUUGAAGUUAUUUCACCCCUUUUUAAGCAAAAGAUUUUUAGUUUAAAUCAUUAUUUUAUUAUUAAAAUACAUUCAGAAAAUACCGACACAAACCGUUACUACCGUUGUCGUAAAAAUUUUGAAUUUGAUCGCACAAAUUCACACUAAUUGCUAUCUAAAUUUUGGGAGAACACAAAUUCCAAGUUGCAAAACAGAAGCUGAUGAAAUAUUUGUGCUUUUCUUUUUCCAAAAAAAUAAUGUCGUUUUCAACGGUAUCCGAAUAUUGAUUCCGAUAUAUGAGUAUUAUUCUUAUAUGUAUAUGUAUAUGUAUUUACAUAAAAAGACCAUACCGAAGGGUUUUGAUGGUUCAAACCCCUCUCGAAAUUUAUUCGUGUUAUUUUAGUUUUAAAUUACCUAGACAAUAUUUCAAUGAAAAUUAAACAAAUUUUUAGGUUACAACCCUCCCCCCCCCGAAGUUAUUUUCCACUUACGGUCUUGAAUAAUAAAAUAUCUAAUAUGAUUUUCUUUUGUUGAUUUUAGUUUGAUUUCGCAUUCGAGUUAGCCCGAUCGGGGAGCGCCAAUCGGUUGGCCGACGUUCAUUAUAAAUACGCACUGGUGCUUGAAGACGACGGUAAAUUCCAGGAGGCCGAAAAACACUUCGUGGCCGGAAUGAGACCCAAAGAAGCGGUACUCAUGUAAGUGUGGACUUUCACGGUGACUUUAUUUUGUGAUAAUUGAACAUUUCUUUUAGUCGCCGAGUGUUAUUGUGCUUGAUAUCACCUAAAAACUGAAGGCUCGCUUAAAACAUAAAUAACACCAUAAUUAUUGAGCAUAAGAAAAAAAUAAUUUUAAAAAAAGGUCCAUUUUUAUUUUGUCAUAGAAUAUAGCAUCAAGUGUGAAACGAAACUUUAUAUGUUUAUUGAUGAAAUAUUCAAGGCAGAAACCUUUUUUUCUCGUAAAUAUUAUUCCAGCCACCCAAAUAAAAACAAAAUAAUCUGCGCUUACGCAUGGUGUUUGUUCACAGUUAUCGAUACUCCCAGACGCAUAUUUACAGUCCCUUUCUGAGUUCGGUCCAAACGACCACCCAUCGUGGUUUUUUUAUCGACUAGGACAUAGGUUUUACGUUCACACUCGGAACAUUGACUUAGGAAAUUAUCGGUUUUGGAUCUAUAUUUGGAUUAAAUUUGUUCUAUUAUCUCUCUGAUCUAUCAGAAAACCGUUUUCGUUUUUCAUUAAACCCGGUAGUAGGUUUUAGUUUUACACUUAGAAAAUUAUCUUCCUAGGAGUAAGGUUUGGUUAGGGCCAAAGAGUAUGGGUUAUGUUUUGUUAAGCUCUUUGAACCUACUAAAUUUCAAAACCGUUUAUUCGAUUUAAACUGAACUCAGUUAAUGACCGGAAAUACGCACCCCUCAAACGAUAAUCAGUUUCCGAUUCGUAAUUGUCAAGGAAACUGCACUGAAAUUAUCUUUCAGAAAAGAUACUACUCGUUCUUGAAAUUUGAAGCAAAAUUUCUGGUAGAAAAAACUACAAAUCUAAAACCAAUUAAACAAUGAAAUUUUCAGUAAGUUUAUACGUUUUCUUGUGCAUUUCACUUCUCGGGUUUUCUAAAUUUAUCCGAAAACCGCUCGGAAAAUAAAAAAGUCUCCAACGCACCAAUAACUAAAAAUCCUAAAUGCUACGGAAAAACUCUCUAGUCAUUUUUCGAUCCGAGCGACAUUUCUGGUAAAAAAAACUUGUGCGGAAAUCGAAAAAAAAGAAAUAUAUAAAAAAAAUCGUACACAUCACAGGAAAACCAACGCCAACAAUAUACCAGGUGAUCCAUUUAAGUGGGUACAUUAUCACGGAAGUUAUUAACUUUUUCCGGAAUUUAUUUUCUAGAACAUUUAAGAAACAAGUUGCACUAUCAUUGUAUAUGUAUGUUAUUUUUGGUCAUUUUUGGGGGUAAAACCAUCACCUACUUUUAAUUUUCAAAUGGCAAUCUAUAUUAACAAUUCCAUAAAUAGAUGGAGAAUUAGUUAAAAUAAAUUUAGAGUAGUGGUUGUCAACACGCCGCACGCCACACCGCCACACAAAUGAUACUCCGACUACUCUCUCUUCCAACCAAAACUUAAAAGUGGAAUAUCUGGUUAACGGAUCGACGGAAAUUAAAAACGUCACCUUUUAUAAUUAUUUUAACUAAUAAUCCAUCUAUUUGUGGAAUUUCCAAUAUAGGUUGCCAUUUGAAAAUCAAAAAGUAGAUAGUGGUUUUACCCCCCCCCGCUAAAAAAAAAGGACGACAAAAAAUAACAUAAAUAUAAAAUUGUAGAACUGCUUGUUUCUUUUAAUGACCUAGGAAACGAAUUCCGAAAAACAAUUAAUGCUUUCCGAGACAACGAGUGUGCCCGGCAUUAAUAAUCAUUCCUCGGACCGUUCGGAGGUGGGUGUCUAAAACCGAAAUCGAAUUUACCCAGCAAUCGCCGUCCACGAUCAAUCAAAAUCGCCACUCCCCCCCCCCCCCGCGCCGCGCUCACUAUCGCCGCGGCCGGCUGUUUGUCGUUUUCGUCACGCGCAGCCCCGUUAACCAAUUCCGUCGUGCGCCCUACAGGUACGUGCACAACCGGGACUGGGACAGCGCGGAACGCGUGGCCGGACAACACGACCCGACCGGCAUGUCCGACGUGCUGCUGUCCAGAGCGGGCGCGGAGUUCGAGGCGGCCAAUUAUCCGCGGUUCGAGGCGCUCAUGUUGCGCUGCCACCGACCGGAACUCAUCGUCAAACAAUAUCAGGUACGCCGCCGGCGACGAGAUAAGCCGGUCCGGACAUUCGGACUGAUAAUAAUGUUAUUACUAUUAUUGUUGUGUUGUUGUUGUUGUUUUAACGGUAUUGCGAUAUAAUAGCGGGUAUCGCGAUGGUUACCCGGGUACACGUCCGCGGACGCGGCGUGUAUAUUAAACUUCCCCGGUGUUAACGGGUGCGGUCCGCGCCGCCGCCGAUCCGACACUGAAGUUUUAACGCGCCCGGGAAACGCCGCCUGUCCUCCUCCCCUCCCCUCUCCCCCCCGAACCACCGUACAAGUUAUUCGAUUAUUUUCGGUACGCGGAUAUCGCAUGGAUAUCUAACCAAUAUCAGUUUUGUCGAAAUUACAAUUCUCCUCCGAAUAAUAAUUCGCGCGGCCCGCAAUCCAGUCGCGUACCGUUGUAAAAUAUAACACACUACAAUAAUUAUAUUAUUAUUAUUGUACCUUUGUGACGCGGAGUUGUACAAACGUCCCAGAAACGUGUACGCAGUGUUGAAUGCAGACAAUUUUUUUAUGGGGGGGGGAAUGUUACUAAAAUUACGGUAAGAAACCAUUAUUUUGGUCAUCUACCCUCUUACUAAGACCAAAUUCAAAUGUAUUCGAUUAUUUAAUUUAUUUACUCACAUUUAACAGGGAGGAGGGGAGGCAAAACAAAUUAUUUUUUAUAUUUACAUUAAUAUCGCCCCCAUCUGACAUAUACCCGGAUUCAACGCUGCGUGUACCUCCGCCGCAGUAUAUAUUAUGCACCGCUGGUUGGUUAAAUGGUUUAUAAAUAACAAUACACUAUCAGGUAUCGGCGCUCACAGGAAAUGUAUCAAGGAGGGGCGUAAUAACUUAAAAGGACUUAAUAAUAAAAUUGUAUCGAUUACCUGAUUAUUAAAAUUAUGUUUGAAAUUUUAAAGACCGGGGGGUGGCAGAUGCCCCGUCUUGCCUCCCUCCCCCUUCCGGGCACCCGUGACAAUGGGUAUGUUAUGUUUGCCGGGCGACGGGAUGAAAUAAUCGGCAGUAGUAUUCACCUAUAGACACGACAACAGACCGCCCCCCCCGGAAGAAUGCGUUUGUAAUUUUAACCUAUAGCUCACUUAUUGUUCUUGAAAAGUUUUAUUUUUGAACAAAUAUUACUGACAUUUCAUUUAUUUGGUUUUUACUUUCCGCAAAAUUUCAACAAAUUAUAAUCGGCCGGGCAAUUUAAACGAACGACAAUAUUAUAUAUUGAUAAUAUUAUCAUGAUAAUUUAGACUCUAUCCGGAAUCGAUUGCACAAGUCGGUGAGUUAUUUUCGUUAUUUAUUAAAAUGCCUAAAAUACGUCACAAAUAAAAUCAAUUAUACGAAAAUAAAUAACUAUCGCGUAUAUAAUUGAUUUGAAAUAAUAAUUAUGAGUAAUAUGUAUUUAUUAUCGUUGGACGUUAUGAAUGGUUUCAAUAAGCGCCUUGCGAGUAUUCGGAUGAUUUACUCACAAUAAAAGACUAAAUAACAGACUUCUGCCACUUCCGAGACGCGAAAAUGAUAUUAUUUUUACGCUGAUAGCAAAACUCAUAAAUUAGGUACAGGUACUGUAAUAAAAAAAUCAAGACGAAUAUUAUCUGUUUCGUUGCAAACGCCUGCAAAAAAUAAAUCGAAAAAACGAUAAAAAUUAAAAAACACACAGUGUAUCGAGUACGUAUGUGAUACUACUUAAUAUUUUCGCUGGACGACCUUGGAUUUGAAUUCCGUUUUCCUCAAGAGGUUAGACAGAAGUCAUUGAAAUACGUAAUUUCGGAUAAAUCACAAUUGUGAUUACAAAAACGUAAAUUUAUUAUUUAAUAUAUUUAUUUAUAUUUUAAAAGCUGGGCAUAAAUGAGUUAAUGAGCAAAAGUUAAGUUAAUUCGACUUUUCAACUUAAUUUAUUUUAUUUUAUUGAACUAUUAACUUAAUUGUUAACUUGAGGAAUACAAACGAGUUACUUUUAAUUAUAUAGGGUUAAUUUCAUAUUUAAACAAGUUAAGAUGAUUUCAAUUUUUAUUUGUAUACGCAUAUAAAUAAAUAUAUUAUUAUUAUUAUUAUUAUCAAUAUAUUAUGAAAAUUUUAAAAUACGUUAGAUACGUAGUUAAAUUAUUAAGUCAUUAUAAUAGAUAAUAGAUAAUAUAUUUAUAACAUAUUUUUUUAAUUAAUUUAAAUUGAGUUGAACAGCCAAUUUUAACUUUUCAUUAACUUCUUAGUUUAAUUGAUAGAUUAUUUUGAAUUAACUUUUAAUUAUUAACUUUAUUUAAAUUAAAUUUAACUCAAUUUUGAGUUGAAGAAAAUCAUUAACUUGCCCACGGCCCAGCCUUGUAUUUUUUGUAUUAAAACGCAAUCAUUGCUAUACAAUAUUAUUUAACUAUCUUAUAGAAAAAAAGAUUAUUUUAUACACAAUUUUUUUAUUAUAUAUUACUUUAAAUACACUAAAUAUAUCAAAUAUACCAAAUACAUCAUAAAUAUAGAUUAUGUUCGGAUAUUGGAUCUAAACAUAGACAAAUAAUGAAAAUAAAAAACCAGCGUUAAAGUAAAAACAUGUAGGCGGGCAUUUUUCUCUUCCCCGUGGGCCGGAUUAGGCCUACCCCUGAUAUAGGUUGUUUCUAAUUUUAGUUUUUCGGAAAAAGAUUUAUUUUUUUUGUACAGCAUAAUUCAUUAUAUUCGUAUUAAUUCAAUAUCAUCUGAUUUCAAAAAAAAAAUGACGUGAGCCUGCGAUUUGUCUACAAACCAAUAAGUUUCCCCUUACAGUUCAAAUUUAGAUACAUUUUUUCGUGCAGUCAAAACUACUUUUUACGUAUGACUUUAGUGUUCGUACCUUGUGCACACGUGAGUACAAUGUCCGCUAAGUCGGCGUCGAUUAACCAUACGAAUUUCGACAGAGACGAAUGAGAUUAUACACACGUACCGUGGCUCAGUUAGAUGAACAAAAUAAAUGUAUAGAACGUGUUCGGUUACAGUUUGGUAGGUACAAUGACACUUUCGGUUAGUUUUUAAAGUUUUGAACUUUGGACAAGAACAAUACGAAUCAGGCGGGACAAAAGACGACGUUAUACAAAUCGUAGUUUGUACGAAAUCAAAGUAUAAAACGUCACUAUGCCUACAUUCACCAAAUAAUACAGGGUGAUUUUUUUUUAAAACAUGAAACAAUAUUGCAAAUUAAAACAACAACAACGUAUUAAAAUCAGUGGCGUCAUAUCAGUUUUUGAAAGGGGGGCAAUAGUUUUGACCGGCCCAUAAAACAAAUAAUACAAUUUUUUUGUCUAUAUUAUUAUAACAAUAGAAUGUAAUAAAUACCAAUGGCUGUACUUUUAUAUAAUACCUAUUUGAAUAGAAUUAUUAUUUAUACUAUAUAUUUUACAUUAUGUUACAUUACGCCUAUAACACUAUAGUAGAUACUUCAAUAGUACCUAUUUAGCGAAGACGUUCUUUUCAUAAGCUAGAUUUUAAUCGUAAAAAAAUAUACAAUUUUGAAUAUAUAUUGUUCACAAUACAGCGGUCAAUUUUUUUUUUUUUUUCAUAGACCUAUUAGUGAACGUCGCCUAGAUAAUACAAGAUAAGCGAGAGAGAUAAAUAGAGUGUUCAGAACCGUGUCUCUCUCAUUCUAUAUCGUAGUGGUGGCCGAUUGGCAGGAGAGUAAAGAGACACUUAUUAUUUUAUUUUCUAUAAUCGAGCCACCGAAGAGAAGUGGAAUGGAAUAUUAUGCACAGGUACAAUAGUUUUUGUUCUGUGUGGUAACACUGCAUUUCUGGUUCUCUUUGCUAGCCAAACGAUAGAGACUUUUAGGCGAGUAUAGUGACAUACAUUAAUACGUAUAUACGCACGCAUUUAUUUACUAUCUACUGCUUAAAACAAACUAGAUCCGUGGUUAAGACGCGUACAUUUCUAAUCAGUGAUCACUGUAGUUUUACAUUUUUUUUUCAAGGCUAAUAUGUGCAAAGGUGAUCGCUUAACCUUUUGCACUUUUUUUGAGCCACUAACAUUAAAUGUUGGGAAAAAGAAAAAUGGAAAUUAUCUAUUAUAAUAUUCUCGACUUUUGAGAAUAGAUUAAUACCGUAAAUAUAUCACGUCGGCUUGCCGAGCGAUUCGCAUAAUAUUAUUGUUGAAAUAUAAUAUUUCGUCAAAUAUUUAAUUAUAUUUUUUUUUUUCGAUAAAAUUGACAAAAUACAAAAAAUAAAAAAUACAUAACUUUUUAUACAUUACAUAAAAUAUGCGGAUUGAAACGAACGCAUGCCCAGUCCGUGAGAAAGAUGUCAAGAGUUUCGCACAUUGCAUACAUUAUGAUAGUAUUUCGAAUUUCGAUUUAGACCCGCGGGCGUCGCGCAGCUGUAAUAAAUUCGCAUAUUUUAAAAUUAUACAGUAACUCGAACGUUAAUAACUUCUUUCGCGCCGUCGUUUUGCUACCGUUUCGUCGAUUAUUGGGGAUCCGUCUCUGCGGCCCCCAACCCCCUCGAAUCGGUAUUUCAAUAUUCUGCUCGGGCCUCUGCUUGUUUGUGCGCCUAACCUAUAAUCCGGUGGCACGUAACGAAGCGGGGUGUUUUGGAUGUCUUUGCUGCAUCCGUGUUUAAUGAAUAUACUAAAAGACCGUGUUUUUUAUUUUUUUUUAUCUAGAUAUGUGACAUGUGACACCUCCUUUCAAAAAAUUCCGAUUGCUCCGCUCAGUGCCGUAGCCAGAAAAAAUGUCCCAGACUUGUCCCCUUUCUAAACUAAACACUAUCUUUAGCUGUUGAUAUUUCCAUAACGAUUUGAUGGACUAGUAUCUUUUUUACAUAAAAUAUGUACCCAAUUAAGGUAAAUAAAUAUAAAUCCGGUAAUAACUCGAUUUCGUUCACAUAAUAGUAUAAAACAAUAUAUUCUAUACUUAUAAUACGAUUUAUUAAUAUAACGAAUUUCUGGAAACUGCACUGCAUUACGAAAAAAAAAAAAAAUUUGGAGAAGGCGUGCUCCUAGUGACCCCUAGCUAAAACACUAGCUCACUAAUACAACCAACAGCUUUACCCGACCAGCUACGCUUAUAUAAUGACGACGCUGCACGAACGAUUGACGGAAUGUGAAAAUUCCAAAUUGGGAGAACGUGGAGGGUGGGGGAGGUAAGAGCUGUCGUUUUUUCGGGCCUUUUAUCUUUUUAUCCCCCGGCGAAAAUCCGUUCCCGUAUUAAUUCGGUCAAUUCAAAUGCGAAUAUCGUAAUAUUGAACAUCGGUAUACGGUAUUAUAAUAUUAUUAUUAUAAAGAGCUGUUAUUGUAUACGCGCCGAUAUCUAUAAUACAAUGACUGAUGACGCGGUAUCGUGAAUACUGGUCUGCGUAUUUUGAUUUUGAUUUUGUUGGUUUGAUAGAAUAAAUCGUGUUAAUUCAUCGAUAACCGGUGACAGAUAAUACGAGUAUCACAUUAUAUCCUGUACACAAUGUAUUUCCGCGUUUUACCCGUCUAACGUGAUUCUGGCAUUAUUGGCUUUCAGCUCGAAAUAAUUUUCGAUAUGUAAAAAUAAAUAGGUACCUAUCUGUGCACGUUAUAUGUAUACUGUUUUAGCCGGUGGGUUUGAAAUUUAAAACGUCAUAUCUAUCAUCGUCAUCGUAUUGCACAUUCUCGCAUACAUGCUCGUAAAUAAUAAUGUAUAUAACCCGCACGGUGAAUACAUUUCUCCUAAUGAAUACCCUCCUCAACUAAACGACGCACAAUGCGCAUAUUAUAAUAAUAAUGUGAUAUGUGUUCGGUUCGUAUAAAAAAUCAGUUCCGAUACUAAUCCGAAAGAAGAAUAAAUAUAUAUUUUAUAACAACAUGACAGCGAGUGCGUGUACGCGUUUGAUGAUAUAUUAACAUGAUAUUAAACAUUUCGUCGAGUCUCGAAAAAACGACAAAUUGAUUCGGUGAGUUUUACAUUCUGAGCGUAGGCAGCGGAAGAGCUGUUCUAUCUGUAGUCCCACUAAGGUUUCGUGUAAGGAAUUAUUAUAAUAUUUUUAAAGAUUUAUUUCGAAAAUUGCCUUCGGGAUAGCCUACGUGCGCUCAUUUUAGUAUUAUUACUGAUUUUCGGAUAUCGGAGAAUUUUUUUUAUAUUCGCAUAUCGUGCACGAUAAUAUAUUUAUUUCAAAUGUACCGAUUCGUAUUUAUGUAAUUUAUGCGCUAUUCAAAGGCAAAUAGUAGAAUAUCUUAAACGCGGUGUACAACUUGGGGAUCGGUACAAUAUUGCACUUAUCUGUAUAAUAUCCAAACCGCUAAAUCCGGGGGGUAUGUCCCAGGAACGAUUCGGUACCCACAAUAGUUACGUGCAGACACUUGAAAAAUGACACAAUAAACUAAUCAAAUGUAGUAGACAGUGUUUUGUUGCGAAAUUUCACUAAUUUAUUGGUAUAUGUAUUCACGUGUGCGUACCGGUAACUCUACACAUAUAGUAUGCGACUCGGAAGUACAAAAACGGCCAAUACACGAAUGACAACGGGAGACGGCAUAUAUAUUACGUAUAAUGACGAUACAGUGAAAAUAUUUCAAAGAGCUUAUCUUUUAUAGACAUGUGAACGUAAGCGUCGAGAAGUUUUUACGCCUUAAAUUAAAAUAUAUAUCCGAGUGACGAGUAAAGUGGUCGUCGUAAUCAUGUCAAUAACAUUAACAUUCGGUGCUCCGUCUAAAUGUUUGAACUUUAUGAUGUGGACCCGUUAUUUGGGGAAUAAUAUUAUAAGCAUAACAGUGUGUCAUAUAAAAGGUUAUUGAUUCGCGAUACUAAUAAUUUUUAUGAUUAAUUAAGAUCAUUGCAUAGGACGGUAAAAAAUAAUCCUACACUCAUGCAGCACAUCAUCAAUUAACCGUAAUUUUUCUUCUUCUAUCAGAAUUCGAGACCAUUAAGCCAUAUAACUGUAAAACAAACUUCCUUCCAUCUAUCUCUGUCCAAAGCUACUUCAUUAGCAUUGUCUAUUCCUAGAUGUCUUAGUUCGUUCUUGCUUUUAUCAAUCCAUAUUUGAUUCGGUGUCUUUCCCUGUGGAAAACAACGAAAACGAGUUUAAUGAGUUCAAUAAUAUUUUGGUGAUAUUCUGUAAAUAAUUAUAAUAAUCAGUCUACCGUGGCAAUCAUGAUUUACUUAGGUACUUGGAAAAUGUUGACGACUCUCUUGAAAACUAUAUUUGUCCGCCUUCAUAAUGCAACUUUAGAUGACGAGUUCGGAUACCACGCAAAGUAUUGGAAAGCAGAAAUAAUGUAAACUGACAACCUAACACUGCGAUCCCUGCGUUUCGUUUCUACAAUAAUUAUGCGAAAAACGUUAAGUUAAAUGUUUACAGUAUGACGCUGAUGAAGUGGGCGUAUAGUGCAUAAGGUGCUAGAAUGACCUAUUGCAUAUACUAUAGUCCAAACAUCACUAUACUUUAAUAAGUAUUGUCCUUACAUUAGUCUGAACUUUGUUUAAAUAUUGUUCGUGUAUAAUCUAAUAUUAUUUUUAAUACUAUGCAACUUGUUCAAGUCACGAUCCAGUGAUUUUCUCGGAGGAUUUUAAGUGGAUUUGAAUUUCUUCUCUACCGUUAUUUUUUAUUUUAUGUAUUUUCAAUAUUUUACCCCUAAUCCGUGCACUUUUUAAAGAUCCGAAUUGUAAGCUUUAGAUUUUUGAGUUUUUCAAUAAUAACCUCCCCUCCCCUUUUAAACACAGAUUCGAAUACUGAAUAUAUGUAUAAAAAUGUUGAUAAACAUAACACUUGCAUACGAUUUACGAGUUGUACGUUAUAACAGUUUUAAAAUUAAACCAGAGAAGUAAGAAAAAGUUGAUUAUUAGGCCGUUAUAGUAGGUAAUAGAAAAUAUGUACAUUUUUUUUUUUAAUUUUGACUUUUGGUUAACUUCUAACUUAAUUAAAUUGAUAGAUUAUUUUGAAUUAACUUUUAAUUAUUGAUUUUAUUUAAAUUUAAAUUUAACUUAACUGAAUUGAAAAAAAAAUCAUUAACUUGCCCAGCCUUGAGCUCAUCUAAAUUCAAAGAAAGUAUUCUCUAUUCGAAUCGAUGUUUAAAAGGAUAAGAGGUUUCUAUUUGAACGUCAAUCAAUUAAGGUGUAAGGAGAAGAGAUAAAAUAAAGCUUAAACCAAACGUGUUUUUCCCGUAAAACACGUGCCGAUUUUUUUUCUGUUUUCCAUUCGGAAAAUAAUUUCUUUUUGACAUGUAUCGAUUCGUUAAUAGGCAUAUUGAGGUUUCAUCUCAGUUUAGAGCAGAGCUGGCCAUUUUUUGAUUUUAGAAAUAUAUAUUAUUGAUUUCGUAUGCACUGAUACGAUUAGUUAGGUAGCAAUAAACAAAAUAUGUCUUUAUUUACACAGACAACGCCGAUAUACGCUUAGUACAUAUUAUGCUAAAAAUGCGUAUAGGUACUUUAGAUUAGUCGUAAUGUUUACAGGGGUUUUUUUUUUUUUUUGGUCGUUAAAUAUGUAAAUUAGGAUAAUACAUAUUAUACAUUCGUGUGCCUAUGUAUUAUAACAUUUUUAGUUUUAUUUGCCCGAUUUUCACGUAUUAUCGCGGAAUAUUUUAAAAUUACAAAUCACACCUAACUUAUUGUGUAUUUUUUCGUAACUGAAUAUAUUAUUAUAAUUGUAGUAUUGACUGUUCCUUACAUUAAAGAUAUAAUAUUUUAAUUUUUGUUAAUUCUCAAAUAGAAAAUAAUAACAAUACGUGCGUUUAUUUAUCUAUAAGAACAACUAUAUGAUCAGUUUAAUCGUGAAAAUAUUAGAAAACAACGCGCAAAAUAUUACCAACAAUAUUAUUAUAAUGCAUUUUUUUCUCCCUGAAACAAAAAUCCUAUGCUUAAUCACCCGCCAAAUGCAUAAUCGAAAUUUUUUUUUCGUAACUUGUAUAUGUAUAUAAUAUAGGGUGAUUCACUAGGCGUGUUUAUCACCAUUCUUUUGGUCAAAUUUUGCAUGUAUUUAAAUUCUGAUUUUUAGAAUUUUUAAGUAUAGUUAAACCGAUAUUUUCGAAUGCUUAGAUUUUUCACAAAAUUUAAGGAAUAUCGUGUGACGAUACCAACUUUGGUUGGUACAGUAAUAUGCCGCCACAAAAAUAAUACGCCAUUGCUCUCCCCCCAUCUAAACUUAAAAAUGAAAUAUCACGUCAACGGGUUAGCGGAAAUUAAAAACAUUGACACCAAAAUGUAUUUUAAGUAAUAUUUGUUUAUGGAAAUUUUUAACAUAGGUUCCUUUUUGAAAAACCAAAGUUGGUAUCGCCACAGGAUAUUCCUUAAAUGUUGUAAAAAAUCUAAUUAUUCGAAGAUAUUGGCUUUAACUACACUUGAAAAUUUCAAAAAUUAGAAUUCGAAUAAAUUACGCAAAAUUUAAUCAAAAAAAAAUGGGGCAAGCACGCUUAGCGAAUCAUUCAAUACAUAAACGCAAACGUAUACGUACAUUUAAGUAAAAUGAAAAUGUACGAGUCGUACAGAACAGGCGUGGCAUUUACACAGAUAUUCCCAAUGUUAUACGUACUGCAAUAACAUAGGUAUAAACAGAAUAUUAUAUUAAUUUAACGGCGCAACAAAUAGGUAGCAGGGCUUACCAUAAAUAACUGUAUAAUACUCGUAUUUACAAUUAUCCUGCGCAUUGAUAUUAUUUACUCUGACGGUCGGCUGUAAAAAUGAUAAGUGUUAUACCUAAUAGAUUUUGAUUGAACCCGUGGUAGUAACGUAAUAACGCAAUGUAUAUUAAGUGGAUACUCACGCCGUAUUCGCCGAUAAACGAUUUAAACGUGAUUUUUUUUUUUCUUCUAUACAUAUUAUGUAGGUGUACAGUUUUUAAAUACCACAAAUACGAUCGAAACGUUUAAAAUAUUGUAAAACAAGGGGAAAUUGUAUAAAUUACUCAAACGUAUUACACCCGUAUAAGUGUACAAUAUGUAAAAAUCAAAUAGUUAUUUACGUAUAAUAAUACAGGUAUAUUUCAGGCGAGUACAAAAAAAAAGCAGUUUAAUUUGGCGUAAACUGUAUGCAAUUUUAAGGGGUCUGAAAAAAAUCGUAUAAUGCGUGAAAAAUAUUAAAAAUAUAUUCAAUAAAAUAUAGGUAGUUUGCGCACUAGGUGGUACCCAUUGAAGUAGAAUUCAACUGCACUCGAAUAACAAAACUUAAAAUUGUAUUUGUUUGAUCGACGUUGAAUUAUCGAGGGAAUAUUAACUGUAGGUUAGUAACAAUUGUAGUCGAUCGGCGAUUUUAAUGUUAGACGUAGUUAUUGUAAUAGUAAAAACUAAAACUAAAACACGUACAGAAUAGGUGAUUUGUUAAAUUACCUUCUCUUACAACACGAUUUAAUAAUAUUUAAGUAUUUCAAACAUAUAUUAAGAAUGAAAUAAUAAAGUAAACCAAAAUUAUUAAAAUGGUUAAUACUCGUAAAUAAAUAAAGUAAAUAAAUAUAUAAAUAAAAAAAUGUCCAUACACAAAUUAAAUAAAUAAAUGAAUAAAUACGUAGCCUGAAAUAUUAUGGCAAGCGUAUUAUACUACCGGAUUUGAAUUAAAAAUUCAUCAUCAGGUAUAUAACAGUCAAAAUGUAAAACGCGACUGAAUAUAAAAAAUUAAAUAAAGAAACACAUAAAAAAAAUAAAAAAUUAUAAAAAUUGGUCGGUUUACAUAGAAUACAGAAAUUAUUUAUUUUAUUUUAAUUUUUUGAUUUAUAUUUUUGUUUACUAUAUAUAUUAAGAAUAUUACUGUCGAUUUCGAUUACCUGAACCAGAGAAAGUUUGAGGUUGAAUUUAUCAACUAAAAUUCGCGGUAUAGUUACAUAGUGCAAUGUCAAUUUUUCUCGUAUUAUAUUUUACACGGAAUAACAUAAAAUAUAUAACACACGGAUAACAAAACAUUUUUUUUUCGCCCGUCGUUUAUGAAGAUAUCGUUAAAAAAAAAGCUGGGGUUCUUUUUCUUUACCUGUGUUUUGUAAAACGCGUUUAAAAAGUUUGUCGUUUACGUAAUUUUCAAAAGUCACCUAUACAAUGUUAUACGUAUUAUAGGUACGUGCCUUUGUUGUUGCGAGUGAAACGACAUUUAAAAGAAACGAUAAUGUUAUUCCAGGAAAAGGGGAUGUGGGUGGAAGCGCUAAAGUCGUGCCGAGAAUACUUACCCGCCAAGUUAGACGAGUUGCAAGCGGAAUACGACAGGGAAUGCGGAGCUCGAGUAACCAGAGACAUAAACAGCCUGUUCGUGCAGGCGAGCCAAUGGGAACAGAACGGCGAGUUCAAAACUGCUGUGGACUGCUUGCUAAAGGUGAAUUCAAUUAAAAUAUUAUAUUUAAAAAAAAAAAAAAAUGAAAUUUGUUUUAGAGUUCAAAAAUAUAAAAAUAAAAUAAAAUAUAGGUACAUUAUAAUAAUAAAAGACACAAUAUGACGUAUGGGUAACGUAUGAAUGUAUAAUCCAAUUUUUUAUAAAGAUUAUAAAAAUACAAUUUUUCGUCGAUGUUAUGUAUUAAAUUGUUAUACUAUAAAACGUCUUAAAUCGGUGUCAUCCCGUCGAUGUUUUACAAUCACGCCUGUUAAAACGAGUUUAAUAACUAUAUGAAAAAAAAAAAAAAAAUGUUUUCUAUGUAUUCCUCGUUUUCAUUUCGUAUUUAACGAAAAAAUUAUUAUUAUAUUUUAUUUGUCCGCCUAUGUAUUGUUUCUAUGAUUAUUACCUGACGGUGAUUUUUCAUAUCGAAACCGAUCGUAAAUACACGCAGUACAACUUAUCACAAUACCCCGGGCUAAGUUUCUCCUUUAUUUAUUUAUGUUUCAUAUUUUUAUACAAAUACAUUAGGUACACAGUAUUAUAAAAUGUCAAAACAUUCGAAAGUUUUGAUAGAAAAAUGUAUUAUUGCUUUUCUAUAUUAUAUAAUAUUAGCGUAUGUAAUGUUUGUCCUCCCCUCGCAAAUUCGCUUUAUGAGUUUUCGUAUCGCGUCCACAUAAUAUUUUAUUCGUUUUUUUUUUUUUUUGUUGUUGUUUCUGUCAAACGCAAACAACGAGUCUAUAAUACGUAUACAACGAUAUAGUCAAUUAUUUAGUUUGGAAAAAUUACGUUUUUAACUUUGAGUUAGAUAUUAGAAUAAAAACGAAUAGCUCAAUAAUAUUGUAAAAAAAAAAAAAAAAAAACCGGAAAUAAUCAUAAUAUUGAAAAAUACAUUGAGGUCUCGUAGACAUAUUUUUACGGACAAAUAAUACCGUACCAUUAUACCCGUUAUAAAGAGUUCGACAAAAGCUGCGCAAAAAAAUACAAAAUACAAAAUUGAGAAUUUUUCCAAUCUACAUGAUAUUAUAGUAUCCCUUUGGAUUUCGUCUAUUAUAGAGACGAUAUUACGUAAAUUCAAUAUUAUUUAUAAUGUAAUUCUCGUAAUAAUAAUAAUAAUAAUAAUAAUAAUGUUAUGUAUGUGUGAAAAGGUCACUUCGACCAACUGUAAGGACGACCGUAUUAUAUCAAAAACGCUCAACGAAGCGACGCGAAUGACAUUAAAAUACUUGGACGGCGAAGAGUGUGCAGACGCGGCUAAAAAAUUGGGUGAGUCUGAAAAGGUUGUAUUGCCCGUUUAUUUUUUUUUUUUCUUGUUAUCGUUUCCUGUAUAUAGCUGUACGUAAUAUAAAAAAAUUAUCGAUCACGGAAACGCGCCCUGUCUUACAUAUACAAAAUAUAGGCGCAUAAUGUAGAUAGGUACCUAUUGUAUACCGGGUGAACCAUUUAUGUGGGUACACUCAUUAUCUCGGAAAGUAUUAACUUUUUUCGGGAUUCGUUUUCUGGAACAUUUAAGAAACAAACAGCUCUGCAAUUUUAUAUUUACGUUAUUUGUCGCUUUUCUUUUUGGGGGGUAAAACCACUACCUAAUUUUGAUUUUCAAAUGGCAUUCUGUAUUAAAAAUUCCAUAAAUAGAUCAACCCGUUGACGAGAUAUCCCGCUUUUAAGUUUGGGUAACACUUUACCCCCGAAUAAUAGUGUGAAAAAAAAUAACGUUAAGUUCUUGAGCAGCUUGUUUAUUAAAUGUUCUAGAAAAUAAAUUCCGGAAAAAGUCAAUACUUUCCGAGAGUGUGCCCGCUUUAAUAGAUCACCUGGAUUGUAAUAAUUCGUAAAAUGCAUUUGACGAUUUCGACGACGAAUGAAAUAUACAGCGCAAAGUUAUAUAAUACACUACGUAUAUACAUAUACGUUUUAAUUUUUGGCGGAUUUCUUGUUUCCCGUCUACGAUCAAUUUUUUUUUUUUUUUUUUUUUUUUAUAAUAAAAUUUUAUCGCAACUCCGUGUAUUCGCGCGCUUCGGAACAUAAAUUGAGUGUUAUCAUCAUUAAUCCUAUUAUCCUUUUUUCCAAUAUAUAUGUAUACUAUAAAUUAAAUUAUGUACAUAAAGAAGAAGAGCGAUGAUGAAUAUGUUCUGUAUUGAUUUUGACACGCAAUAAUUUAUUACACGCGGUACACUUUAUUUCUUGCAGAUUUCUUAUAUAUUAUUAUUAUAAGCUUGAAAUAAAGCUUUUCAAUACCUUUACGUAACACGUACUAUUAUUAUUAUAUUAAUGGAAAUAAAUUAAAGAUUUAAUAACGUAAAUCUCGUAAUAUUAGAUUAUACUGUCCAGCGAAAUGACAGAUUAUCAUUUUUUUUUUUUUUUUUUUUAUAUAAUUCGGUUAAAAUAUUUACCUACGAGUAUCUAUACUAUGAGUAUUAAGACAGUCUGAUAUUUUUAAAGACGAAAAAAAAUUAGUUGGAUAAUUUUGAUCGAGUACUUCCCAAUUUUCUUCGUCGAUCUAAUGUAAACAAUAACAUUUUAAUUGUCAAUAACAGAAAGUAAUUUCGGUUAAAUUUGAUUAUGACAGCAGAAUCCUUUCACGCAUUGCAAUACGCAGAGUUGAAAAUGGCCGAAAGAGAGUAGUUUGACCGUUUUAUUAAAUUUAAUUCGAAAGCUGCAGCAUUUACAUAAAAACGUACCGGAUCUUGGAUAUAGAACAUAUAACUAUCUACACAAAAAGUGCCUUGACAAAGUUUCUCGUAAAUUUUUAAAAAACUUAAAAUUAAAUUUAAAAAAAGGACGGACGUACUUCGCACGUGAAUGCAGCCAUUGUUGCAAGUGAGAAGUUAGGAAAGGAAGAUACAGACGGAAAUUUAAUGUAUAUCUGUAAGCAACAAUAAACCAUUGCUAACGAAAAAACGAUUCUGAGCUGAGUUCAGAUAUCAGAUUUAAUAGUGUUGCUUUGUCAACAAUAUAAUAUUGUGUCACAUUAUGGUAAAAUGAUUACCACAAUAAGCGUUUUCAUGACAACAAUGAUUGUUUAAAAAAUAUUUUUAACUAAUAAAAACUUAAAAAUAACAAACAUAAAUAAAAACGGUUGCUGGUGGCAACCUUAUUUUUAAUCUUUUAAUCUUUUUCAACCUAAAGAACCAAGUUUUCCUCAUUAUCUCGAAUAUUAAUGAGAAUUUCAAAAAAAAAAAAUAACAUUUCUAAAGUAUCACCUAAAGAACAUUUACUUUCAGAAAAGGUGUUGUACUUAAUAAUCGGAGUAAUCUUUCUGGUUUUCACAUAAAAUAAAAACAAACAAACAAUCUUUGUAAAACCAAUACAUUCUUCGCUUAACUCAGAAUCUAAAAUACUUUAAAGUAGUAAAGUGCAUUGUAGUUAUAUUUUUUUUAUAAUAGUUGUAAGAUUAAUUUUUAAUAAAAAUCGUAAAUUUAUAUACACAUAUAUUGCAGUGGCGCACUCAUCAGCAGUAUCAGCUCUUUUUUUAUUUGUAGUUAAUAAUGUAUAUUGUAUAUUUAAGGUCCUGUACAUUUUUUUCUGUGCAUGCUACAAUUUUUUAAUCAAAUUUAAAUUAAAAUUAACUUAUUUCGAAAACCGUCAAACUACACAUUUCAGAAAGAAAUAUCCGUACGAAAGUGAACGUAUCGUCCGCGGCGGCGUUCAUACGUUCAAAGUUAUUACCGGUGUUGAGAGACUGUAGGUAAUUCAUAUAGAUGAUUUUUUUUAAAAUCUUUUAUCUCAUCAAGAUGCAAAUUUCGAUAUUUAUCUAAUGGUUAUCUAAAAUAAACGACAGUUAUGGUUUUUAGUAAUUGUGUAGAUAAAAUAUAAAAAUACACCUAAAACGAACAAAAAAAAUGAUUUACAAAAAUCGCUAUCACUUUGUAAGCAACUCGCUGCAGACGUUUCUCAGUUUUGACUAAUCCUGUUAUUUUAUACACGCUAUAAAAAGAUCUUAAAGAAAAACAACAAUCAUUCGGAUUGAAAAUAGAACUGAAUUAAAAGAAAGGCUAAUAUACAGUCUAAAACUCCAAUAUAUUUUCGGAUAAUAAUAAUUUUAAUAACAACCGAGUUUUAUUUUUGUCUAUGUAUAACCGGGCUAUGUAGAACAGUUUUGUGCCAUAACGUGUACAAUACCGAGGUGUUGUACACGCAUAAUAUAAUACUCCGGUACGAAUUAUUAAUAAAUAACUUGCUAAUAAUUGAUACUCUCCAUUGUAUUGUAUCAAUCAUUUUUCAAUAUAUGUGUAAAUAUUCGUUAAUUAUACGGUUUUAUCGACAAAAGCAAUUGCCUACGAGGCGAUAAAUUCUACUGAUCCGCCGACUUGGACGGGAUAAUUCAAAAACGCCGUAUUGUCUUUAUCCGCGUCCAAACGGUUUCCGGAGCAACGAUCGCCUUUAAUCUUUUUAGCUGGAUAAAUUCUAAUUAUCCGCGUGUCUCAACGCCGGUUGUUACGACCGUAAUCACGCGUAAUGAACGCCGCGCGUUCGCUUUGUGUUUCGUCUAAAAUCUAAUUCGCGACACAACGUUGUAACGGUUGAUUUCAAAAAAAAAAAAAAAAAACAACAAACAUAACGUUUUGCAAAUAACAGGUUUUACGUGCUUAUAAACAGCGAUGAACCGUUGUUUAACACGCGUAAAACGUUCAUUGUGUUAUACGUAUAAUAAUAGGUACACGCGUUGUAAAACCGUUUUCUCGAAGGAAUAUAUCGCGCCUAAUCAAAUUAAAUAUAUUUUCGAAACGCUUACCGCCGGCGCCGCCGCGCGCCGUGCGAAAUCGAUAAACGCCGCUGCAGUAUUUUUUUUAAUUUUUUUUUAAUGGAUUCGAGUAUUAUUAUUAUAAACGCAAUUAGUUUAGCCAUCAUCACAACCGAAACCGAACGAAAAAUGCUACAUCGUAAAAUAAUUUGUACAACGAAUACGGACGCCCGGAUAACAAACGGUAGGGUGUGUGGGAGGGGGAUUGAAAAAAAAUACCAUGUAUUUCGAUACAUUUUACAAACGUAUUAUACAUUAUAAAUCGAUUUCGUUAUUCCGUACGGACUGCACUAUAUUUUAUACCUAUAAUAAUGUUUUAUUGAUUCGAAGGCAGGUUCCUAAAUCCUAAUGUGGUUACAAAUUUAAAUAUUAGUUAAACGUAUCACGUAUAAUAUUAUAUUAUAUAAAACUACUGUAAUAAAAAAAAAAAAAAAAAACAAAACAUUGUAAAAUUAAAUUCAAAACUACUUUUUUAAACGUUUUAUCGAUUUUUCUAGAUAAUUAUAAAUUUAUAAGAAACAUAGUUUUGCGAUUUUUAUAGAUAGUAAUUUUUAUGUCUCAUAUUUAAAGUCUGGCACAUUUGUGUGUAAAUGCUACAGUUUUUUUAAUUAAAUUUUUUUUUUAAAGAAAUAAAAAACGUCAAAUUAAUUUCUUUUAUUAUUUUUAACCCUUCAUUGCCACCAAAUUUUAUCGAAAUUACUCUCUCAUAUUAACGAAUAAACUGACAGCACGGUCAAUCAAAUCCAUCCGAGUCCUUGUUCUUCGUCUGAAAAAAAAGGAUCGCCCUAAUAUUCAGUGUGUCCCACCGUGUUUGACGGAUUUUUCUAGCGCUAUCAAUAAUCAUUUUUUCCGAUUAAUGUUUUUCAAUCAGUUUGUCUUCGAGGGAGGGCAUCGAUUUAAAAAAAAUAAAAAAUACAAUUUUUAUUUCCAUCCCCUAAACACACAAAAGAAAUUUUUUAUUUGUUUACUUAGAACAUUUUCAAAAUAGUCAUUUUGUAGAAAAUAUUAUUCUCAAAAUUUUAACGUAUCAUACUUUCACAUCCGAUUAAUAGUUUCCUAAUAUAAGCCGUUUUAAUAUCUAGAAAAUAGUCGUGAAAACAAUAAAAUAAAACGUUAUGCAGUAGGGAAUCACAAACAGCACGGUAAUUCUUGAAUUUCUAUUGUUUUCACGGGUAUUGCUAUGAAAUUAUUUAUCGAAUAUAAAUGUGCGUUACAUUGAAAUUAUUUUUAAUAAAGUUAUUUUUGUCUUUAGGGGAUGAAAAUAAAAAUUUAAUUUUUCUCCAAAUCGAUGCCCCCCUCGAAGACAAACCGAUUGAAAAAAAAAAAAACGGAAAAAAUGUAAUAUUAAUACCUCCACAAAAAUCCGUCGAACACGAUGAGACACAUUGUAUAUAAAGAGUGUCCCGCGAAGAUAUACCCAUUUUAAUAUCUCCGGAGAUAAAAAAAAAUACACAAAUUGUUUUUUUUUUUAUAUAUAUAAUACUCACAGGGAUAAUGACUAUAAAUAUUUUUAUUUAAAUUAAUUUUUUAUGCUUUGGUAAAAAAACUUAGGAAAAUAACUUUUUAUUUUAUUACUUUUGAAAAAUUUGAAGACGGUUAUCUCAUAGAGUUAAUAGAAAUUUGUAUAUAUCAACUUUUAAUUUUCAUUAAAUUCACGACUCUAAUAAUUUUUAAUAACUUCGGAGGAAAAAAUUGUACAGUGAAUUAGCCGUAAUAAUAAUAAUAAGUUAGCGAAUGCGAUCACAGCCUAAUGCAUAAUAAUAAUGGGUACUUUUCACUGAAUUUUAAAAAUUUAUUAAAAAUCACAAAAUUUAAUGAAGAAUAAACUCUGCUAGAAAAUGGCUAUCUUUAAACUUUUCGAAAAUAAUGAAAAAAAAAAAAAAACAAUUUUGUUCAGUUUUUUUUUACCGAAACAUAAAAUUGUAGUUCAGAUAUAUUCGCAUCGCACAACUAAAUACGAAUUCCCUUGUUCAAUUUGUUUAUUUCUUAUAAGAGAAUCGUAAGAACAAAUAGAUGAUUUUGUAUUUUUUUUUUUCUAAGGGCCGCGUUUAAUGGAAUACGAAGAAUACUUGUUGGCGGCCAAAGUAUUUGUGUGCGCGGAUAUGAUGAAAGAAGCAAUAGACGCAUUCAUCGCGGGCGACUAUUGGUCCAAAGCCAGAAAAUUAUCUUCCGAACUAGACCCCUCGUAAGUUUUUACUGUUAUUUUUAUCGAUACAAACAGUUUAUCGAAAUCCUUAAGUGUUUAUGUUUGGAAAAAAAAAAAAAAACUCGCAAUAUUAAACACCUAAUAUAAACUCGAAACUAUUUUUGAUACACGUAACAAUAAUUAUUUUUAGAUAUUUCGGGACAAAAUGUAGAGCGAUAAAUAAAAUUUACGAUUUCGACGCGCCGAAACAUAAUGUUAUCAUCUAAACAAAAACCGAAACUUAAGUUCUUCGACUGUUUUUGGAAUUUUUUAUUUUUUCGUCAAUAAAAACUAUGUAAUAAAACCGUCGGCGCCAAAACAAUCGCGCAUCGAAUCAAUUUGUAUACGCGUGUACAUUCCGUACACAUCUAUUAUAUUGUUACACCGAACCAAUGGAAAUCGUUUAAUCCGCAGUUUCGAGAGAUACGUUUCGGAAUGUUACAAAGACCAUGUGAAAAGAGAGGGGAAACCGGAGCAACUGUUGGCCGACAUGGACGUGGAAGAAGCGCUGGACAUGUUAUCGGCCCAGGGAAAGUGGUCGAAAUGUUUGGACGUCGCCCGACCGCACGGACAAGUCGUUCUCCACAAAUACGUCGCGCUCUAUGCUACCGAUUUGCUACGGGUAAUAACGGUCGCCGCCGGCUCUUGCAAAGGAUUUACAGCGGCGUUUUUUAAUCAAAACGCAGUUCUCAUCUCUGGUGCAGCGUGCGCGCGCGCGCGAAAAUUCGAAACGGUUUAACGGAAAAAUAAAAUCCAAAUUUAGUGUAUACCUACCGCAAUAAAUACGCCAUCAGAUACGCAAUUGAAUUGAUAAUAUCAAUUGCGUUCGCGGUAAAACGCCGAGAAAUCGGACGGGAUUAUCAUAUUUUAUUUAUUUCAUCCGAUAUAAAAAAAAACACGUAUACAUUGUAUAAAACACAAUAAUUCCGGUUGCGGUGAACGAGUUUGAUGAAUAAAACGAAUCCUCAAUACCCAAUACAGACCCAACAUGUACAGGGCCCUCGAUGAUCUGACACUUGAAAUAAUUUUCGUCCUGUUCAAUAUUAUGUUUAAUGUUUGUCUUAUCUGUAUAUUUGUUUCUAAUAAUUAGUAUGCAUCUGCGUUACAGUUAACAUAUGUGUAAGCUUUUCUACACCGAUUAAAAAAAAAAAAAUUCAAAAUAACCGUUUUGUAAAUUAGAUUUUUAGAAAAAUUUAGUGAUUGAAACUUUUGUUUAGACUGUAUGGAUGUUGUAUGCUCUUUUAUUUUCUACAAUUUGUUUAGGGUUUUGCAAUGCGAAUAAACCUAUUAUUUUUGGUAUUAUAACAUUCAAAUUUGCAAAAAAUUUUAGAAAAAAAAAAAGAGCAAACAAAACGAAAGUUUAAACCGCUUAUUUUUUUUCUAAAAAUCUAAUUUAAAAUAUGGCUGUUUUGAAUUUUCGAAAAAAAUUAUAGUAAAAUUUUAAGUUCCAAAAAAAAAAAAAAACAAUAAAAUUAACAUAGCGCAAAAGCAUACUAAUUAUUUUUGAAAAAUAUUGAAUUGAAGAGAAGUAAUUAAUGCUGAGUCGCGUUUUACAUUUUGAUUGUGAUAUAUCUGACGGUGAAUUUUCAAUUCGAAACCGGUCGUAUGAUAGACACUCCAGGCGACGUAUUGAUUCGUUUAUUAAUUUAAUUUUUUUUCAUAAUUUUUUUUUGUCUACUAUAUUUAUUUACUUUACUUGGUUUUUUGGCGCUAAUCGUUUUUAAGAGACGGGUAUCUGAACGGUGCAAAAAUAAUUGUAGUCGAUUUUCGGUAUGUCUGAUGGCUCGCGACUACUAAAACACACCGUUUUUAAAAUACCUGGAAAUUCGUGGGAAAAUCUCUUUUUACCCGGUCGAAUAUAAUGUCGUUAAAAAGUUAAAGGAAAUGAAAGAAGAAAAAUCUCGGCCCGCCCUAUAGUGUGCGUACACUAUAAUAAUGCACCCGAAUAAAACGCACGGAAGACGAAUACCUACGUACCUAAUUUUGAAACACUAAAGUUGGCUUGUGCAAUAAUGUAUAAUGUAUAUGGCCGUUUCCCGUUUCACUCAAUAAUAUCGCGGAUACAUCUAAAUAAGAACGUCGGCACAAUGGUUUUUAAUUGAAAUAAAUAAUAUAGUUGCCUGUGCAUUUUGCAAAACUAUGUGCGCGUAUACAUGUAGCGAAAUAUUAAUAAUAAUGCGUAUUUCGGUUUCAGGAAGGAAAUGCUUUUGAAGCUUUGAACUUGUAUACGCAGUACGGCGCACCGGCGUUGCCUCAGAAUUUCAAUAUAUACAGGCGUAUCGCGUUAGACGUAUUCGGCAAACGAGGGAUGGACCAAGUGGAGUGCUACGAUAUUUGGGCCAAACUGAGGGACAUGUUUUUUAAACUGGUAAAAUCCGCAAUAGCGAAAAUAGAAUACAAACUGCGAUAAUAUCGCCAGUAUACAUUGACGUACGCGUACAUUUUUACAAAGUACCGUACCGAAAAGAUAACAAAACAAACUCGUCGAAAAACGUAGUUCUAGUUUCUUUCUUCGGGUUUCGGCCUUUCAAGACCAUUCCGUCGGACAAAUGCUCUUCUGGAUCGCUAUGUCUUCCGCCGAUUCUCUCCGGUUCACUUCUGGGUCCUCUGCAACUGCAUCGGUGUUUUUUAAGACAACGCUCCCAUCUAAAGCGCGCUAAAUAAUAAAUAACCCGAUAGUUUACGAAAAGAAAUGCAUAAACGCGUUUAAAAAUAAAUGUAUUUUUUGCUCGGCGUUCCCGAAAAUGUGCAAAUGUGUUCGUGACCAGAAUGCGUCCAUAAGAAGCGAACGUGAAAUAAUUAUAGAGUUAAGAAAGCGGUGAGAACAUUCAGUCUCCACGAUUGUUGACAAUUUUAAUUAACACCUAUGUACCUAGGCGUGUAUAUUAUAUUAUGUGCGACAUAAUCAAAAAUCGAAAAAAACGCAAAUUUUAACUCGCACCGAAAAGAGGGGGAAAAAAAGGCGGUUUUUGUGUUCGACGACGGACGGGUAAGGUUUGACGCGAGGUUCGUCAUUAUAUAGCGUCGUGUACACGUGGUACGAUAUCAACAAACAGAAGUCAACGUAAUGUUACGGGUUUAUUAUUAUUUUUUUUUUUUUUUUUUACAUACAAGUCUAUUAAGUUCAAAUAUUUUUGAAACGCCCCGCCGCGGUCGAUUUCCGGUUAUUUAUGGAGGGAGAAUAUCAAUAGUGUGACCGGAUAUGUAAAUAUUUUUUUUUUAAUUUUUUUUUUCGGGGCAGCGUUUACCGACGGGUUAAGGUCGAUUAACUCUCCGAGAAAUCCCCGUACAUAGCGCGUGGAUUAUCGGGGCUCGGAAUUCGUUGCGUUCGCAACUGUUUUUCUGUUGUUCGGAUGCGGUGCUCGAAUCGAGGGGGUGAGGGGAGGCGCACAGGGACGGAGUAACUCGGCUGAAUUCUCGGGAAUGUAAGCGUACCUUCACCGUUUGUUUGAAGUGGAACGCAUGGGAGGAUACCUACGGUACCGUGUCCGGAAAGAGCUGUGCAUAAGAUACGAUAAGAGCAUACCUGCAAAAGUAUUCCGGGGAAUUUCCGACCUCUACGGUUGUUUUUCAUCGAAUAAACGAAAUAGAACAAGAGACAGAAGCAGUAGAUGUAACGGUUACAAGUAUUUCCGACGUUUUUACUAGGGGCCGUCUUCUCAUAUUUAGUAUUACAAUAAAGACAGUUAAAAAAAUAGCCUCCUCAUUGCACCGACGAGACGACGAUUUUUACUAGGAACCGUCGCCGCUAAACUCGACGAUUUGAACGAGAAUUCCGGUAGAAAAGUGGUUCACGCGCAGAAAACGAACAAACACAUCGUAAGCAAAAUUUAGCCCGCGGUAGGUAGUGAUUGUUUUCGGGAAUUAUGUAUGAAAACUGUUGUGGGAGGUGGUGUGGCGGGCCAAGUCCCACACGGGUUGGGCCGAGUACGACGAUUGCAAGGGACGCUAAUUUUUUUUUUUUUUUCUGUGCGUGUGCGUCUUGAUCCCUCUCCUUUUAUUUUAACAAUCCGAGCACGGUUCGGACGUGUCGCCGAGUAAGUUUUCAGUUGGUUUUCACGCUAGUACGAGUAUCGAAAUCUAAACAUUUUUCGCGCAACUUUUCGGCGACUUUCGUCAUUCGAUUUUUAUUUUUCGAUUCGAUUGCAACGUUGUUGAUUUUCCUUCGGUUAUGGUACACGACUGUCGAUACCUUCAAAUAAUAUUCGCUCCGUUUAGUUUUACUCACGUCGGAAAUAAAAUAAGGAUAGGGGGUCGGGGGAGGCGUGCACAGACGACAUUGUUAAUAUGCCAGAGUAUAACACAAUCGAUAAUUUGACGGCUGUUUCGAGCUUUGUCGGCCGCGGACGGUAGCGCGGUGGAAAUAUUGUUCGAUACGAGACGCCGCGCGAGUCAUUAUGUCCCCGAAACGGGCAAUUCAUUUUCCGUAUCCGUUUGGCAAACGAAACGAUUGAUCGCGAUUUUCAGGCAUUUUCGCGGGGACCGUUCGGUGUUCGAGUGAGAUUCGAGUGUUCAGAUUCGAUUUUCCGCGGAAACAACGCAGAUUUUUACGCGCGACCGCGGACGUUUUUCGCCGGGAUAACGCGACCGACCUCUACGCGUUUUCCGUGCCAACAAACGUCCGGGCCCUAACCGUUGCUGUGUCGUCGCGCGUUCGCGUAAUAUUUAACGAGAACAACGUGUUGUCGCCCGGACCAAAAUAGACUCCUGCGUGGCGGGGCGGGGCGGGGGGGGGAAGUCUCCGCGGUGUUAUUGCGAAAUUUGAUAUUUCGCGGUUUGCCGUUUCGGUUCUGGGAACAACGCGGGUUGUUAUUAUUAUUACGAUAGCGUAAUCGCGCGGAAACGACGGUUCCCGAAAAUAGGUUAACGAGAUAUUUUAACUUUUAGGUGUACCUCGAGAUACGCGCGUCCGAAAAUAGACUUCUCGAAAAAGCGUACGCCGCGGUAACGGUUUUUCGCGUUACGCGUCAAAAUCGCGCGACCCGCCGCCCGCAAUUGCCGUGUAUUCAGUCGUCUCGGUUCACGGAACAACGGUACAACGUACGUCGCGCUAACCGAUCCUCGGAACCGACGGUUUCCCAAAAAUAGAUAAUAAUAGAUUCGAUUUUAGAUAAGCGCCUGGACAUUUUUAUUGCCCUGUUAACGGGAUUCCGACGUGGACGCUGUGGUGUCUCGGCGAUUGUCGGACGAACACCGAACGCGGACGUUGGCAAAACUCGCACUCCGGAAUUCGGUGGCGGAUUCGGGAUUGCGGUAACGUUAUCACCCGCGAGGGCGUCGACGGGGGAGCGGUUGAAACCGAGUGGGGCGAAGAAAUACUUCGGCAGGAUUCGUCGGACGGUGCACGAGCAGACGUCGAGAGCCCGCAGUUAUCCGCACCGCGGUUUGAGUGCGAGCCGUCGUCGAGUCCCGGUCUAAACGCCACCGUGCGUGGCGGCGGUAGGCCGGCAGGCCGGCGCGUAAUCUGGUGGAUUUGGCCACGGCGGCGCGACCGAUCCGCGGGGAUUGAAACCGCGGUUUCGAGUGGCCGCGUACCCACCCCCCCAACCCCACCACCACCGUAUUGCGACUGCCGGGAUAAGGCGUACGGCGAUCGUCGACGGCCGACGCCACCGCCACCGUCACCGCCCAACCGCCCCCCACCCGCCAACCCUCGACACGCCCGGCCGCACAUCGAUGACGAGCCCGCGACCGGUUUACAGGUUAACGCGUCACGUCCGACAAUGUCCGACCCGACGCGCGUCGGAGAGCGUUCAAGAGAAUCCACGGCCGACGCCCGUACAACGCUUCGUGGCGAUUAAACGUCACGGAGGUUUAUCGAAAAUUGCUCGUGUUUUAAAUUAUUUUAUUUUAGAACAGGCGCAUAUAUAUGUGUACAAGGGUGUGCCCCGACGAUCUGCCACUCGAAAUAACUCGUUCGUUCUGUUCAACAAUUUCGUUUGCUUCUUUUUUCUUUUUUUUUCAAACGAUUGAUUAUGGCCCCGCGCUGCCGUCGCGGCGGUUAGAAAACGGAAAUCGUGUCAGAAUAAUAUUCGAAUUCGCGGAUUACCAGCUUGCAAGGAAAACGCUUUAAAAGCGACAGUACGGGAUACUCCGCACGAAAACAGUGGCGAUUUCUCAUGGGUGCCCUCCGGGCUCCGGGGAUUGUGAAUAAUUUGCCUAUAAUUUGUCCCUUGGUUUGAUAAAAAAAAAAAAAAAAAAAGACGCUUUUAUAAAUUUCACAUACUCGUAUCUUCUUCUCGGUCGCUUUCAUUCCGGCCAUUCGGGAUCAGAACGCCCCUGGCUAGAAUAUUAUAUUCUUCGUUCCAAAUGUAAAACAGAGUGCGUAAAAGUGCUUACGAAAAGAAAAAAAAGACGUCCAAGGAUAAUGGGAGCGGGUGCGGCCAUUGUUAUAAGUAAUUUAAUACGUAUACGUGUAAGCAACGAUAAGCCCCAUUGGUUACGAAAAAACGAUUCUGAGCGGAGUUCAAUUGAUAGUGAUGUUUUGUCAACAAUGAAUAUGCUAUAUUAUAGUGAAAUAAUUAAAUAGGCUCUAUAUAUUUUCUUUAAUAAUAUUUGUUUAAUGUUGUACCGAUUUCCUCCGUUUUUUUCGGUUUUUCACAUUUGUUGAGAAAACUCCGGACAAAAUCGAAAAACGACUGCUUUAAAGUACCUCCCCAAACCGAUUUCCAGUCAGAAAAGGUGCUACACGUAAAAAAUCAAAGCAAGUCCUCCGGUGGAAAAGCCGUCUGCAGACAGAAAAAAAUAAAUAAACAUCUUUGUAAAACCAUAAGCUUCUCCGCUCUCCUCAGAAUCUAAAAUUACGGAAAAAAAAAAUAAUAAAAAAUAACAAUAAUACGAGUAAGUUGUAAUGUUUACGUUAUCGGCGUGAAGUGUAUGGUCGGGCGACGACGCGCGGUUUAUUAAUCCGCUGUUAUUACGCACACGAAUUAUUCGUCCGCCGGCCUGGCAGUCGGCUCUUUAAUCCGGUUCAUGAAUAUUUUAUUUCCGUGCGGGCGGACAACAACAAUAGUUAUAAAAAUCGUGCCUAUUAAUGUUCGAAACAGACGGAGAAAAAAACGGAAAAAAAAAAAAGUCGAAUUGACUCGGCCGCAUUAGAAGCGCCCCCGCACGCGCGCAACCGUAAAUCGCAUCGUUGCGUGCGUGACACCGGGCCCAGGUACCGAUCGUUAGGACCGGCGUACGCGGGAAAACAAAAAACGCGGUUUGCGGGACUGCGCGGCCGUUAUUGCACUGCGUACCGCGCACACGCGUACUGUUGUAAAAUACCGCGCGGGGUUUAAAACACAAUAUCUGUGCGUGUGUGCGUUACAAUAUUUGUACGCCGCGCGAAAAUAAAAAAAAAUUUCGUUUUUCAAACAAAGCUGAUUCGAUUUUAAUCCGUCGUUAAAAAUAUUGAACGCGCGCGAUCCGAAACAAAUUAGUGGUGUGGAGUGCUACGCGUACCCGCGCAAAAUAUAAUGCGUUACGAUAUUAUAAUUUACAUCGGAUUACUUGUCGAAAAUAAAAAAAAAAAAAAAACGAAAAGAGCCGGUGCCGCCGACCGGUGGUACGCCUCUGUAGUGGACGUGACAACGGGAAAACGGGAUGCAUACGGUCAAUAGAUCACUGUGCGCGCGACAAUCAAUCGUCGCUAAAGAAAUGCGACGCGGCCCGUCGUACGCGAAACGCGACGCUUAUUUCGUUUUCAUUGACCGGGCAAUUAAGGACGGAGACAAAAAUCGCUUGUCCGCCUAUUGAUUUUGCGCAACAGCACGCGCAACGGAUUAAAUAACACCAGCUGCUGUUGACGAUUGCCCGUUACAAGUAAUAACAUUGACAUUUAUAAUAGAACAAAACAAUUGUUGUGAUUGAACCGCAGAGAGUAGAAGUAAUAACCGCGAUAACGAGGGCACACCGUAUCCCGCGGUAAUAUCGCUCGCAGCAACGUGACACGUGCUGCUGUCAUCGCUGACCGGUCAACGUUAACACCCGUCGGCGGAUUAAGCGGGAAAAAUCGAACACGUACGACCGCGAAGUCCGGUCCACGCGGGCCGGUGCGCCGUCAUUGGUAACCGUCGCGGGUUCCGAGCGGGCGAUCCGCGCCAAAACGAGGGUCGUGUGCGGCGGACGUUAAACGCGUUCGCGUUCAGGCCGCGCCGUUCGGGGAAGGACCCGGGGGAGGGGGCGGGCCUAGGGGGGCCAAGCCCCCCCCCCCCCUCCCACCUAGACAUACCGUUUCCCCGAUCUUUUGUUUUAUAAUCCCGACAUUACUAUAUUCCGAUCACUGUUGCGUACGAUAGAAUAAUAUAUUUUAUUAUAUUUCCAUUGUAUUUGUGUUGUAAACACACAGAGGUGGCCAAAAGUCACGCAACAAAUUUGCGACACGGUUUUUAUAAAACUGUUGUGUUUUACGUUAAACGUGUUGUUUUUUUUUUUAUAAAACUGUCGCCACUGUUGUAGAUGAGAAGUUGGGAAGACAGGAUACAUACGGUUAUUUCAUUUAUAUCUGUAAGCAUCGAUAAACCAUUUGCUUGACGAAAGACGAUUCCGAGCGCAGUUCGGUAAUACAUAAUUUCAAGUGCCGUCAUUUUUAUUGCGAUUNGCUUAUUAAAAAAAAAAAAAAAAAAAAGUGGUCCGAUCGUUUUGGUAAUUUUGCAACCUCCAGGUAAGUCCAAUACAAGUAUUAUUACCAAGUUUUAAGUCUCUGCGUGUAUUUAUAACCGAGUUACAGAAAAAGAAAAACUGUCAACAAUUAAAAUUCCUUAUAAGCUCAAAAUUGGCUCAAAAGUUUUGGCGACGGUACCGCAAGAAAAUAAAUCAAAAUGGAAACAAAAAAAGGUGUCGUGUGAUUUUUCGAUUAAACAAAUUUUUUUUUGGUAGAGAACGUCGUCCGUGUUUUUAUAAAAUAAUGAAAUCGUGAAAUUGUACGUUUUCCUGCGUUUUUCCCCACUUAAGUGCUUUUAUUUGAAAAAUGACGUCGAAAAUCAAAAAAAAACCACCCGUUUGAAGUACCAACUCAAGACAACUUGAGUUUUCCGAAAAGUUGGUAAAAAUCGGAGCAAGUUUACCGGGAAAAAACGCGUCCACAGACUAGAACAAAGAACAGAGAAGAAAAAAUAAAAAAGUAAAUAAACAGCACGGCAAAACCAAUAGUUACGUCGCCAUGCUCGGAAUCUAAAAAAAAAAACGCGCCUAUGGGCGCAUAUAAUGUAUCUAUCUUCGCACAUGACGGGCCAAGUUCUCCGGGAAAUUGUGAUAUCUCCCGAAGUUCAUAAAUAAUUCAGUACUUUUGUUUCGGAAUAUGUAUUUGGAAUCGAUUCCAGUCGCGCGAUGCGGCCGUCUGAAUUUGAAUAAACAGCGUAAAAAAAAAAAAAAUACAAAGAUAAUAAUAAUAUAAUGUCGACAUCAAAAUAAUAUCUACUAUACAAUAUCAUCGACUUGUUUUUUCGACGAAUUCGUAGGUACGAAGUUGCUCAAUAGACCUCGGCUUUAUAUUGUAAUGUCUUGUGUUUUGUUUUUUUAUCUACACAGUCGACGCGUAUUCGUUAGUUUGGAAACGCUCAAUAACUCUGCGCGUAGAAUUUGCAUUCCGUUUUUUCGGGUGCCCAACAAACGUGUGUAUAGCAAAAUACAAUUAUUACACUGAUUAAACUUUUUUAACGCCAUUUAAUUAUUUCGCCAGUGCGCGUGGCGAUAUUUUUUUUUUUUUUUUUAAAGUAGUGAAAAGCUUUAGUUUUUGGGUAAUUAUUUUUACUCUUAUUCGUUCAAUGGACAUUAACGGUCAUACCGGACUUCCUACGCGCUGAAAAAUAGCCGAGUUUUGGACGUAUAAAUGUUAAAUUUAAAACUUGUUGGGGAAAAAAAAAAAAAAAAAAAAAAAACGAGAAACGUUAAAAGUUCUCGAAUAAAUUGCAUAUCUAUCACUAAUAUACGUACAAGAUAGACAAUAUUGUAAACGUAAUCGGACCCGUAUUUACGUGCACAAAUAGUUUGUCGUUUUCAAACGAAAUAUUAUUUUUGAAAUGUACUCCAAGGACAGUGUCACGAAAAUUGUGCGCAUAAAAAAAAUGAUCAAAAGACCGUAAAGUGACGAUUAUUUAAUUUUUUUUUUUUUUUUUUUUUGGUUUGCAGACGGAGAACGUCAACCAAACGGAUUCGGACUGCGGGACAGAGUUCGAGAAAUACAUGUUCGUGUCGCAUUUGUACGCCAUGCGGUGCGCGUUUCGCGACAUUUCGUCCCUCGGCACGCUGGUCGUAAAGAUACUGGUGGCUCUGCUGAGGUACACGGAUAUUAUUCCGGCCGACAAAGGCUAUUACGAGGCGGGCAUCGCCGCACAAGUACGUACAGAUAUAUUAUUAAUACAUUAAGAUACACGACUUAUUAUCAUAACACUCGUACACCCUCCACGUGCGCGGCUACACGGGCACACGUGUAUCAUAAUCACAGACUUGUGCAUCUUCCAGACGGAACAUUCAGCGCGAAAACGCGUUCCGGUGGGUGGAGUUUCGUUUCGAGAACAGAAACGCGUGAGAUUCGAUAAAAAACAAAGUGUUGUAAUGCUGUCCUCGGGGUGAACGUUCCUCCGGCCUAGACGUAUUACAAGUCGCUAUGAUUAUAAUAUUGAAACAGACUGAACGCCGUCGUGACGUCGUGUUAUCGGGACGGACAUUAUCACUCCCAUGCCGAAAUUUGUCGAUGCAUACUAAAUAGAACGAAAUAGAACACCCGCGGUACCUGUUAUAUGCGUACGUAUCUGGAUACCGACUGUUAGCGACGUUUGUAAUUUAUGUGAUUUCACCGAAAUCGGUGUAAUUCGGAAUCGCUGACGUAGUUCAAAAAGUGAAAAAAAAAAAAGCUAUCUUUAAACGUGCAUUAUUUCGUUCCUGCACGGGCCUACCAAUGCUUGCGUUGGAAAAAUAAAAACAGGGUUACUAUGAUACGUAGUAGCGUCCCUACAGGAAUAAUUUAACUCGACUUAACCCGUGGAGUGCUCUGCACCCCACACCCUUCUCACGCCAAUUUUUAAAAAUAAAUAAUCUACUACACUUCGUUAUUUCAAUAGAAAUAUUUUAUAACUUUACAUUAAUUAUUAAUUGUAAGUUAACAUUAUAGCCUUGAAAGUGAAAUGUUCAAAAAUAUUUCUUAUUGCACGUCCAGAGCUUUGGAGGAAUGAGUAAUCAUUACUCCGAAUUUUAUACUAAAUACGUUUUAUCGUUUUUGAGAAGUAAUGAUCAGUGGCAUUUGAAUUUUAUGUAGGUACAUACAUAAAAGCUAUAGGCAAAUCACUCACUUUGAUGUAUUAUACUACAGCGGACGCCGCUUAUAAGACUCACUUUGGGACCAGCAAAAAAUCAAUCUUACAACCGAAUAAACCGUAUAGGUGAAGUGGAGAAUGGAUAGAACGUAUUUGGAUAUGCCCGGACCGUUCCAAGUGAUUUUGAGUAUUACAGCGACGUCCGCUUUGUAUAAAAUAACAGUAUACAUAGAUACAGGUCUAAAUUGUCUUUUCAAUUACAAUUCAACAUAAACCAUAACUCUUCAUAGUUGUUAUUAUUAUUUUUUUUAAGCAAUAUUUUAAGGCAAUACAGUUCAUCGGCCUAUGUCCUUUACUUAUCAAAGGUAAUGCAUAAUAUGGAUGUGGUACAAAAUAUUAAUACUGGCGGUAAAAUAUUAUUAUUUAUUUAAAGAGAUGUACCAACCCCCCCUCUCCCGCCCUAUCCGAAAUAAUUAAUUAACCCCAAAUUCAAGCACUGGGCCCUGUAUAAUAUAACAUACUAGUAUACAAAAAAAAAAGUGUCAAAGUGAAGAUAUCGUAAACAGUUUACGUAAACCACUUGAUAAAUAAUAUUUUUGAUUGAAAUCCAAAUGUAAAAUACACAUAUUCAAAUCUAAAUUUUUUGCACGACGGCGACAAUCUUGUAAUAUUUGUAUUAUCGAUUGGAAACUGUAUCCGAACGAAAACAUCUACACCAGAAUUACUAAGAAAAACAACCACCACUGCCUUAGCCCGAAAUAAUUUUAACCCUCUUCCCACGCUAUGAUAUCGAAAUAACGUGCAUGUGACAGAUUUAGUCGCUUGUGAAUAAUAACAAGAGACACGUAAAUUUAUGAUUAUAGGCACCGACCUGUAUACCGAAACCCUUUUACUUUUACGUACACAAGCAAAUUAAUACGGUAUUCAAAAUCAAAGGUUAUUAUUAUUAUUAUUAUUAUACGUUUGAUAAUUAAGAGAAUAUAAAAUAACGAACGGAAAUAAUACGUCUGCUACAUAUUAUAGUUUAAAUACUGGGCCCCCCCCCUUUCCGGAAAUCCGUUCAAACGCUGCGCAGACAAAUCAAAUUUGCCUAAGAAGAGAAAAAAAAAAACGGUAAUGUCUGCGCGAUAAUAUUAAAACUGUUUUAUUUUAUAGCAUACUAUAACGGUACUAUUUACCUACUGCGAAAAUUCGUAAACUUAUUGCGAACCGCGUGGACGAUCCUACGAGUAUAUUGUGUAUACUAUAUUAUUGCACGCAAUUAAAUGUAAAUCUCCUAACGAGUAUAACUAUAUAUUUUCGUUAAAUCUCGAAUAAAUUAUCAUAAUAAUGAUAUUCAUAUUUUCACGGUACAAAUACCAUUAUUUUUAAAAACUCGAAUACGAAAAAAAAAAUCCUCUAAUUUUAUUAAUUCGGAUAGUAAAUCAUUGUUGUUUAUUGUUAAAAACACUCAUCAAUCUUGUGUUAGCCAUAAUAUUUGUGUAUAUAUACAUAAAUAUAAUAUUAUACCUGUAGUUUUUUCACUCGUUUUCGGGCAAUUACGAUUAACAUUAUUCAAAAACUCUUCCUUUAUUUUAUAUCCUCUAAAUAUAUGACAGUUUUAUAUUAUUAAUUACGAUAAACAUUUUUAAAAUCUGUUAAAUAAAACACAUUUAACUAGACAGUACCUAUAUAGUACAAUACCUUUUACCUAAGCAGCAAUGUCGAAAUAAAAUUAUCAAUUGUGUAAAUAUUGCAUUACUAUGUCAAUGGAUUUACGGAAAUAUAAAAUUUCAUCACCAAAAUUUAUCUAAACAAAAACAUCGUCUAUUUACGCAAUGUUUAAUAUAGAUUUCUAUUUGAAAACCAAAAAGUUAUAGUAGUUUCACCUCCAUUGGCAUGCCCAGGAAUUAUCAAUGGGAGGACAUGCAGCAAAUAAGAAUCAUGAAUAAAUCAUAAAUUCGUCUUCUCUACCCAAAUUGACUGCGGGAAUUGGUAAUUCAAAAGCCGGAUCCCAUAAAACGAAAAAGGCCAAUUUCUAAUCAAUUUGUCGAGUUUUUCUCGUAACUUGGCUGAAAUAAAUGUAUUUCGACAUUAAACUACUCAUAUUUUUUUUGUAUUUUAAGCCAACGAAGGAGAUAUAAUCUCUAACCUCCCCCCCUUGCGCACGCCACUGUAAUCUCCCCUCAAAAAUAAAGGCAAACAAAAUAAAGACUAUGUCCAAUUUUAGAAUUAUAUAUUUUGAUUUCAAAAAAGGUUUUUACCCGGGUAUUUUUAAACAAAUAUUUUAUGGACAAUUUUUAAGUUUACUGUAACUACGAAUAAUUCAGAAGACUCCGUAAGUCUAUACAUAUAUAUAUAUAAAGAUAUAAGAUAUAUGCAUCCAUUAAAAUUGAAUGAUUUAAUAAAAAAUGUAAUAUUGUAAUUCUAGCUGUUCAGCACUACUAGCUAUACAGCCCGUAGCAUAUGCAAAUUAAAUUAAAUUAUUAAAAAUCAAUAAUAAUAGUUGUUCUCGUCUUUGCGCAACCGAGAUAACCCAUAAAUCAACGAAAAUCGAAUGAUUUUUCGUACCGAAAAUUUCCUUGUCAGCCACUUUUACGGUUUUAAUUCGUGAACAUAUAGCCUAUAUCACCCGGGAUUAUUUUAGCUUUCUACCAGUUCCAACGGUGAAAUAAUUUUCCAGACUCAAAGCGGCCAGUUCCGGGGAUUACCUCCUACAAACAUACAUGCAUACGUGCACACUUUUCCUCGUAAAAGUGAGAAAACCGAAUAAUAAUAGUUGCUUUUUGUUGUGCUUAGAAGCCAACAAAAUGAUUCUAAAUCAACAAAAAUCUGUACAUGCUGUGCAGUGCGGUACGUUGAUUUUCAACUGUUUUAAAUAGUGAUCGAAUUUAGCGUUUUAAAAUGUAAAAAAUUGAAAACCGAUUAGCCUAUAAUCUCCGCGGUGUAACGUAAGAAAUCUAUAGAAAAAAAAAAAAAAAAAAAAAAAAAUGAAAAUCGAUCCGGUAUAGUUCCGAAGAUCGCCCCUAACAUACAAACAAAUGUUACCUCUUAAUAAUAUAUUAUAUUAUUGAGACACUACGCACUUUUCCCACUGACACGACUUUAGGUAGAUAUAAAAAAUAUUUCGAAUAAGUUUAUUAGUAUGACAACCAUCAAUGUACAGUUUUAAUCAGGGUUGCGAAGUGUUUAAAACCAUUGGUUUUAAUUAUUUUAAAUAUAACCUCUUGUUUUAAUACAUUAACGUUUGAAACAUGUUUCUUUAUAGUCCUUUAAAACACAAUUAUUUAUCUUAUUUUUAAAAAUUAAUCUAGGAAGUUGGUCCCACUGUCAUAUAAAUGUUCAAGAUAUCACAAUGAUAAUUAUUGUCUAUUAACUACUAAAUUUCGGUUAACUUUAACAUUUUUAAUUUUUUUUAUUUUUUUAUCAGCUUUUCUGCACUCGGUUCAGUAUUGGUUAUUAUUCAAUAUCUUUUGUAGACUACAUUUUUUUCUCAUUCAUAACAUCUAAUUUAGUUUUGAAUAUUUAUGUCAUCGUUUCAUAAUGGCCUAAUUUGUUGAUUCUUUUUAUGUGAUGUUAUUUAAAUAUUAUAAUCUGCUAUUUGGUGAUUGAAUAUUAAUUUUAAAAACAAAAGCUUUUACAUGUACUAUUUUAUGUCACUAUGUGUCAGAAUCUAUCAUAGAAUGAUCAUAGUAAUUUUAUUAUAUUAAACACAAAUACUUUUUAUCUAAAAAUGUAAUAAAAAAAAAAAUCUCAACCCUUAAGUAUAAGCAUGAAAGUCAAGGUUGGUAUAAUAGAUGUUUUCAGUUUUAGAUUUCGAGUGUAGCGAGGGAGCUAUUGGUUUUACUAAGAUGUAUUUUUUUUCUUCUAGUCUGUGGACGCGUUUUUUCCUGGUAAACUUGCUCCGAUUUUUACGUGUAGCAUUUUUUCGGAAAACUCAAGUUGUCUAUAUGGUACUUCAAAGGGUGGUUGUUUUGAUUUUCGACGCCAUUUUUUAAAUAAAAUCACUCAAGUGGGAAAAAACGCAGGAAAACGUAUAAUUUCACGAUUUAAUUAUUUUAUAAAAACACGGACGACGUUUUCUACCAAAAAAAAAAAUUAUAUAAUCGAAAAAUCACAUAAUAUCUUUUUUGUUUACUUUAUUGCGGUAUCAUUACUAAAACUUUUGAGCCAAUUUUGAGCUUUUAGGGAAUUUUAAUUUUUGACAGUUUUUUUUUCUGUAAUUCGGUUAUAAAUACACAUAGAGACUUAAACUUAGUAAUAAUACUUAUAUUGGACUUACCUGGACGUUCUCUACUCCAGUAUCAGCUCUUUUUUUUUUUAUUUUAAACAAUUAUUACACAACCAUCAUCCGAUAUAAGACCGGUGAGGGCAGCAAUAUAUUGAAUAAUGAAAAAUAUUAUAUUUUUAUGAUUAUUUUUAAAAAACUUAGUUUAAACAAAAAAAUUAGAUUUAAACAAUGUUUAAAACAAACAAACAAAAUAACAAUAAAAACUGUUUAAUACAUAAAACACCGUUUUAAAAAAUAAAACGUUUUUUUUCUUAUGCAAUCCUGUACUUUUAAUUUUGAAUCGUUCCGUAGUAAAUUUAAUGUGUUUAACAAACACUGAAACCCCUUAAUGCAUGAACGCGUAGGUAUUUGAUAACAAAAAUAAAAGCCGUAAUAAAAUAAAUUGUAUAUUAUAUAUUUCGAAUAUAUUAUUGUAAAAUAGGUGCUUCCGUUCAAAAUAUGACGGGAAAAAAAAAUAGAAAAUUUUGCAACAAAUGUCCCUAUAAUUUAUUCGUUUACAACGGCGUACAAUAGCCGAUGAUAUAAUACCUUUAAAAUAAUAAAAUAAAUUCGAUUAAAAUCGUUGAAAAUAAUAACCUCUUUGUAUAGCUGUACGCGUAAAAAGCAAGUAUGAUAUCAUAUGAACGGCGUUAUGCAGAAGGCGGUCACCGUUUCUCAAAAUUUUAAAAUCCGGAUCGUAGUUUAACCGGGUAGAAAAUUUCAGUUUACGCAUUUUGCUAAAAACAACCGUACCGCUAUUGAAGUGUAACGCUAUCUGUCAAUAUUUCGGAAACGUAGUGCAUGAUAAUAACCAUUGUAAAUUAUUGCUGAAUACAACCAUGCGGCAUGGUUAUAUGGUAUAACCGUGGUCAGACUCCAAGCGGCUUGGUUGCGUUUUGCAGAUUAAAUGUAAUGGAUGUUUACAUCGUUCGUUUGCAUAAUUCUAUACGUAUUGUGUACAAUAAAAAUCGUAUUCAUUUUUUCUCCAUAAUAAAAGUAAAACGUUAUUCCCGGUACAAUAAUAUAGACAAAUAUUUUUAAAGAAAAGCGGAACUCCUUACAAUACAACACGGUCAAAUUCUAUAAGAACUACCCAAGUACACUUAAUAAAAAAAAAAAAAAAAAAAAUGAAAUCGAAUACAUAAGUUUUGAAAAAUAUAUGGGAAAAGUUAUAACUUUUUGAAUGCAAUAAUGACCGAAUUUAUUCUUUAUGAAAAAAAAAACUGCAGGCUUUUUUUAUUUAUAUCGAGUUAAAAAAUGUAUAUAUAUAUAUAUUAUUUUCUUUCUUUACGACUAUCGGACAGAUAUGUUAUUUGAAAAAAAAAAUCCUACAAUAAUUUAUGAUGGUUGAAUACGUACAAAGUUAGAGUAUUUUAAAUUAUUAAUAAACGCAACCUAUACGCCGAGAUUAUUUAUGCGAUUUUGUAGCCGGAUCAUUGCAAAACAUCAUCCGCGAAUACUGAUCAUAGAACACAUAAAUCCGCGAUAACUACCAUUUUUUUUCAAAGACGAUACCAUGUUAUAUUACGUAAAACUUAAAAAUUGUAAAUAGCCGAUAAAUAGCAUUGAAAUACCAAAGUCUAAAAUUAAGAAUUUACAUAUUUGUCAAGAAAAAAAAAAGUCUAAAAAAAAAAUCUGACUAGGGGAGUACUUUAGAGAGGUCAUUUUUCGAUUUUCCCAAGUGUUAUCCCAGCAAAUGGUAAAAAAACCGGGAAAAACGUAAAAAAAAAAAAAAAAAGGGAAAAUCGGUACAGUAUUAAACAAACAUUUAUUUUUUUUUUUUUUUUUAAAUACAAAUAAUGCCUAUUUAAUUGUUUUACUAUAAUAUGACGUACAUAUCGUUGACAAAUCAUCACCAUCAACCGACUCCGCUCGGAAUCGUUUUAAGUUAGCAACGGUGUUUGUCGUUGCUUACAGAUACAAAUCGAUUUCCCCUCAUUAUAUCCCACCUUCCCAACUUCUCGCCAACAACAGUGGCCGCGCCUAUCGUGCGAAGUACGUCGGUCUGUUUUGUCCUUAUUUUUCUGCUACUAUCAUUUCCAUACCCGGGGGGGGGGGUUACCCGCCACACUUACCUCGGUUGUCGAUUAUCGACGUGGUCGUAUUGUUAUUUCGAUCCGUCGCGUCGCGCGCGGUAAAAGCGCGACAAACGUCCGGCAGUCGGGUGAAAGCGCGCGCAGACGGCGUCAUUAUAAAAAUAUCGUGUGAUAACGCGCGACGCGGCAGUUUAAAAGCGAGCGCGGCAAACGGAAAUUUCAAAAAAAAAAAUAAAAAUAAAAAAUAUUAUUACGACGGUGUUCCGCGCGCGUAACGGUGGCGGCGGCGGCAACGACGGUCGGUUAUAAAUUAAUUUAAAUUAUAACAUUACGGUAAAUUGUGUUGCGCGAGCGUGUGCAGACGAUUGUGUAUUAUUUUAUUACCUCGGGUACACGGGCGUGCAGCAGUAUAGACUGACGAUAUUAGCCGGGAAGUUAUUCGCGCUCUCUUAACGAUAAUAAUAAUAAUAAUAAAACGAAAAGACGACGAGGACGAGGACGACGCGCGACGGUCGGAAACGUUAACUUAUUUACUUUGUGCAAUACAGCGAAACGUUAUUUUCUCCUAUGAUAUAUCUCUUUGCAUAUUAUUAUGCGUAUUACUAUUAUUAUUAUUAUUAUUAUUAUGAGGCUCCCGGAGUUUACGAGUCAAAAGACGCGCGCGGCGCCCUGCCCUCACCGAUCCUUCCCGCCGCCCCCGAAAAUGUAAUUCUCCCGAACAAACGAUAUUAUCGUUAAUCCCCCCGGCGCGACGCCGCGUAACGACGCGCGUAUUUAGCGGGCGCCGGCCAAUUUGCCGCGUAGUGUGUUUCGCACGCGCACAUUUGCCCGCGGGUAAUAUUAUUCACGAUCGCGGCGUGUACCUGCACGACCAGCGCGGUAAGUUAUUGCGGUACGCGCACCGGAGACGGCGGUGAACGGUGACGAAAGACCGGCGGCCGACGACAAUUAACGGCGUCGGCGACUUUUGUAUGCGCGCGGCGACCGGCGAAUGGCGGCUGCCGGUCACCGCGCGCUGGCCGGGCCGUAGAGGUUGCCAGCGACCGGUAACGUGCGAACACGCACGUCCACCGCGUUGGCGCGUUGGCCACUCUCCUCUUCGAAAUACUCGCAGUGUUCAACAAAAGUUUGAUAAGAACAGACUUUUUGUUAUCUUCAUUUGAUGCGAUUACGCGAUGACUGAAAUUUAUACCGAUCACCUCAUAUCUCCGCUCACUUUCUGAUUUCCUUUGUACACCGUGCCACGGUGAAUGAAAAAAAGUCACGACGCGCCGUCUCAUAUUUAUUAUUGAGCUUCAUUUGGACGUGUACUGGAAACUAAAAUGACCCGCUACGCCGGCCGCCGCCGGAUAGCGCACAAUAGUUGGUCGAAAAAUGUGUCGUUGAUUACAGAAUAUUCGAUUACAAAUUCGAAUUUCAACACACUUGUGUUUUGUAAAAAAUUGUUGAAUUGUUGAAAAUGUUUGAAAAAAUUGGACCGCCAAAAGACACCCUGAAUGUCAUCCGAAAACGACUUCACCGAUUCGAAAGCAUUGUACGCGAAAUGAUUUCGAAACCUCCGAAUUCGUUUCCGGAUUAUUUUAAUAACAUUCUCGAUUUUUCCUUUACCGUGAGAAGCAUAACAUAUGAUUGCGUGGCAUCGUAUUAAACUGUAUAACAUCCAUGAAUACCGAUCUAAUUUAGAUGUUUAUUUCUAAGGGAUGGGAUCACUUUUCCCGAAACCCCGGGAGAACAGAUUAAAACACUUGGAGAUUUUACGAAUUACGCCAACGUUAACUAAAUCGAACAUUUUCAACCCGGAAUCUAGAAUUAUUACACGCAUAAACAUAAUAUACAUUAUGUAUUUUGACUUUGUCCUAUUUAAUGUUAAUACAGUCGUAAAUGCGCCACCUAGAGACUACUUUCCGACAAAAUACACAUUUCCGACGAAACGCUAUUCAACAAAUUACAGCCUUCCGGUCAAACCUUCGUAACGCCACUGAAUUACCGUUGGUACAUCUGUUUUAGGAAGGCAAACGCAACGCCGAGGCGUUCGUGUUCCUGAACCAUUAUCUGGACAUAACGGACGCCAUUGCGGACGGGCAAAACGAAAUGGUCGACGACGCGGACCUGCAAGGAACCGACUUUCCGACUAACAUACCGCUGCCUCAGGCCAUGUACGUCGACAGCGAACAUCACGAACAAGUCCGCGAAUGGAUUCUCACCAACGCCAUGGACCGGGACAUCAGUCAGGUAACGAAACGCAACAACCGCCAAUCAAUCCUAACAUAACACAAUUUCAGUGUUGUGUAAAAAAAAAUAACUUUAGCCGUAUAAACAAAAAAUGUAAAAUAUUGGAAAGGCCGGAUUUAUAAAGUAAUUUAAUUUACAUCUGUAAAUAACGAUAAACCACUGGCAACGAAAAACGAUUCCGAACCGAAGAUCGAUCAUACAUGGUUGAAAGGCCGUAAUAUUUACGAUUUAUAUCGAAAUUUGAUAAAACGUGAUGAAAAACGUGAGUGCCAUCGCCAUAGAUCCAUAAAAUAUAUUAAAAUGCACGUGUCUAAAANAUAAAAAAAACUACCUAACUACAUAACAGACAAUUUUUUUUUUCUUAUCACUAAGUACAACGACAUUACUCAAAAACAGUAAAAUAGGUACCGAUAAUUUGUAAGGUUAAUUUUUAGAUUGUUUUCUAUAUAUUGACUUAAUUUACCUAUAAUAUAUCGAGCACUACGAAUAAACUCCAAAAUAUUUGUCUUUAUUUUGAUAGCCUACUUUGAAAAACGUGAGUGCCAUCGCCAUAGAUCCAUAAAAUAUAUUAAAAUGCACGUGUCUAAAACAGCGAGUGUGACCAUAUAAGGAGUAAAAUAUUUUACACCCAUAGUCGUAGUUUUGCCUGAUUUUUAUCAUCAUGUAGAUUGAUAUUAUAAUAACAAUAAUAUUGCACGGUGCCGCGGCUGAUAAACAUUAAUCAUUGAGUACUGAAAACACAAAAUUUAGCCUUGUACAUAUUUAUGUCUAUGAAUUUAGCCAAGUGUGGUACAAUAGGAAUUUUAAUUUUUAGAUGUUUUUUUCCUGUAAUUCGGUUAUAAAUACACGUAGAGACUUGAAACUUGGUAAUAAUACUUAUAUUGGACUUACCAUGGAACCCGUUACAAAGAAAUUAUACAAAUGAAGAUCAUAGUAAUAUGCCUUUAUUUGCGGCACACUGUAAAUAUUUGCCGGUUUUUUUUUAUAAUAUUUUGUUUCCGACUUUGUCAAAUUAUUUUGAAAACUCCUUUGAAAAUCACAAAAUUAACUCUUAUCAUGAUAAUGAACAUAAAUCGAAUUGAGAUAAUUCAUGUUGAACUAGAGCCCGAAAAGCAUUAAAUUGAUUUACCAUAACAUAAAGCAGUUACACGAAUUUCAAUUUUUUCCGUUACCGAUAAUGUUACUAUACUGUAGAGUAUUAAAAUAUUAAAAUUGUCGCCUCGAAGUUCUGUUUGGAUAAAAUCAAAACAGAUUAAAAACGAAACAUAAAAAGUUUGAUUAUUGUAGUGUAUACCCCCUAGGGUCGUUAUAAAUGUUUUUUAAAGGCAAUUUUAUUCUUAAAAAACCAUUAAAUUUAAAUAUAGUUUAUAGUUUAUCUAUACACGGAAAAAAAACCUAUAUUGUAUAGUCAUAAAAUGUUUUAUAUCACUCUGUGUAUUUAGAUGAGAGCUAUAAAACUACGUCUAUUCGUAAUAUAACUAAAUAUAUGCUUGAUCCGUCGGAGUGAAUUUAUUUUCCCCCACGAAUAAUCGUCUUAAUUGGAAUUUGUUUUUGUCCGUCUCAAUAUCGACUAAUAAUAUUAGUAGGUACCCAUAUUAUAGUUAAUGAGCGUGUUAAAAAAUAACACUAUUACAUAAAUGUAUAUCAAAUGUUGCCGUAAAACCUAAAAAGUUGUUUUAACACCUGCAUAAUAAUAUUAUUAUAAUAUGUAUUAUGCACACGUAUAAUCGGAAAUUUGAUUAAUAUUGUAAUGUGCUGUUUGCGGUGAAAACAAAUGAAAAAUUCGCAAUACAAACGUAGGCGAACUUAACCUAUUCGUAUUAUACGUAAAGCGAUUGCGACAACGGGAGGCCAAAGGUGGGCCCGGGUCCACCCUGAAAUGUUUUGGCACCAUAGUUGGCCUACUCUAUAAUUCUAUGUGAGUAGUAUGAGUAAUGAGUAUUAUUAUUAUUAUUAUUAUUUUUUUUAUUUUUUUUAUCUGGCUAUUCCCUGAAUUUUUAAAAAAUGUCCCCAUCUAUAUAUUAUGAUAAGGAUCAUUGUAAUGUACUUAUUUUAUAUUCUGAACGUGGUGAGGAAUGUAUCGGUUCUACUAUAAUGUAUGUUUUUCGUGCCUGUCAACAACUUUUUAGCCAGAAAUAUAGCUACUAUAAAAAAUGACAAAAGAGCUUUUUGUAGCACUGUGCAUCUAUUUGAUGCAUUAGAAAAUCAUAUCAGGUUUAAAAAUAUAACGGUUUUACUAUGACAUGUGUUAUUUGUUUGUCUAUUAACAACUUUUCUGUACCAUAAUUCUUGCUCCAAUUCAUGGGUCUAGUUAGUGCAUUGAGGAAACAUUUUUUUUCCAUUUUCCUUGUAAUUUUCUUAAUACUGGCAAUGGGAAAAAUUUACGCAAUAAUGGUUUCUGUUAUUUAAGAUUUAAUUUUUUUGUUGAUAUUCAUGAUUAAAAAUAAUCGUAGAGAUCUGGAGUUUUCACCGAAUACCUUUAUCAAUUUUAAAUGUGGUAAAAUUUUCAAAACUUCUCGGCAAUUUUUAACUAUUUAUAGUGAUUUAAAUCUUUCGGACUUUUUUUUCAUUUGGAUAAAAAUUGUUUGGUUUUUCAAAGGUUUAUCAUACGUUUUUCUUAUAGCACUAUGCUUCAAUUAACAUAUAAAUACACAAUUAGAGUAAACGAUUUAUAAACUUUCGGGAUUUUUUUUUUUAAAGGCACUCUAUGACAUUAAUUUGCUGUGAAAGUGGAAAAUGUUAAACAUUCAACUGUAAAUACGGAGAAAGUAAAGUUUUCCCGCACAAAACAGUUUUUAAAUAGAAUUUCGAGAGGUAUUUUACGAUUUUUUUUGGAGGGGGGAACCUCUCUAGGUAUAAAGAUAAUAUUUAAUUCUGCUUGCCCUAAAAUCAUUGACCAGUCUGAUCCAGUUGGAUAAAAAGUUCUGAUGCCUGCACCACUCUAUACGUGUAACUCUAUAUAUUGUUGCUGUACAGUUUCACAUGAAAUAAAAAUCUCGAUUUAAGUCCAAUCAUAAUCAAGGUGAAAAAAUAGUGCGUAGAUAGGAAGAUACUUUUUGAACUUUUAUGGAAGGAAAAAGUAUUGGUACAUAAAUUUCCUUUUUGUGCUCUUGGGAAUUCGUCAUUCAGACUACAGAUGCAACGUUUUAACUAUAUAAUAUAGGUAUUCUAAUGAUAACCCGUUUAUUUCGUAUAAGUUUUUACUUUUCAUGCGUACCUACCUAUCUUUAUAAAUUCAAUUUCAAUGAUAAUUUUCCUUAGACGAUAUUAUAAAGUAUGAUGUGCGAAAAGAAAAUUAAUAUAGGUAUAAACAUGUAUUCAGAAACGAUGAUCAUUAUUAUAUUCACUAAUUUACCUUUAUAUAUAAUAUAGUUAAAUUAACCGUUUACAUUUUGUUAAUAUGUAAUUAACCAAAAACAAUGUUAUAAGUAACCUGAUGAUGGUAAUAUACCGAAACUAAGUAGUUACGUAAAUAUACCUAUCUUAAAAAUACAUUCUAAGCCGCCUUUUUUAAACAAUUUUUUAAUAUAUAUUAUUCACGUGAAGACUUGUGAUUUUUUUUAAAUAUUGUGGUGAUUUUUGAGGUAUAACUUAAGCCAUUUGAAAUGUUAAUUUUUUUAUAUGUAUGUUUUAUUUUAUUCUCUUAUGUGGUUAAUUAUUGAUUUGGUACUGCAAACAUGUAUUGGUUUUAGUUGGGUUCUUGUUGGAUAACAAUAGGAAUUAAUUUAUUGGACACAUUAGGUGUAUAGAAAAACAGAAUGCAUUUAUUAUUAUAUAUGAAUUUAAAUAAGACAACUCGAUUAAAAUAAAAAGGGGCACAUGGUUCAGAUCGGCUAAUUAGUGUCAACACACACACGUUGUGCAUGUAAAGGGAAAAUAGAAUGCAUAAUAAUACAAUACAUCAAAUUAAAUUAUAAGAGGGAUAGAUAACCAGGUUGACCAAUAUAAUAUCACAGUGUUGAACAUCGAACACGGAGCAGUGGCGCAACUUGAUAAUAAGGGGUCUAUAUGAAUAUUUCCAAACUGGGGUCCUUUAGGGUUGCCAGUUAUUUAAAUAAAUGUAAAAAUUGGAAAAAAAAAAGGUCUCUAUCUAUACACCAAUCCUGUCUGUCUAUUUAAAAGUUAAACAUAUAAUAUAACCCGUAUGUAAAGCGCCACGCUAACUAUUUUUAAUGCCCUUGGUGAAAUUAAGUUAGUAUUGAUCGCAAUAAAAACAUACCUAUACCCUGUGUCGUGUGUGUGUGUAUUUGUAUGUGUGUAUAUGUCUCAGUGGCGGAUCUAGGAGAGGCCAGGGGCUUUUCACCCCAAACUAUAAUAUACUGUACAAAAGUUUUUUAUUUCCACAAAUAAUUAAUUGUUCAAUGGAUAAAUAAUAAAAAAUUUUCAAGGAAAAGAGCGGAAAGAAGCGAUGAAUAUAUUGAUUGUUCUAUGGUGUAUUUUUAUUUUUUAAUAAUUUUUUUUUUCUAUCUGUGAACAAAUUAUCUAUCAGAAAUCUAAAUCUUACUACAAUCAAAAAAUAAGUUAUCAGUGGUUUAUCGAUGCUUACAAAUAUGAAUAUAACCUUAUGUAAAUAUGUAUUCUAUAUACCUUCUCAACUUCUCACCUGCAACAGUGGCUGCACCCAACAACGGUAUCACCUUUUUUUUUUUGCUUUGUUGUAAUUUUUUUUAAGAUGCCCUUCUCCAAAAUUAAAAUGGAUCUGGUGUGUAUAAGUAUUACAUACUAUAUAGCAUUUGAGAUCUCGAGGGCUCUAAAAUCGAGUUGGGUGUAAACAUAGAUGCCAUAAUGGAUAGGCCAUAAUCAUUAUCAGGUGUUCCUGAAUUUUCUGUCUCACUCAAGAAUUAUUAUAUUUUGAUAGAUAAAAAAUAUUGCGAUAUUGCUGAGUAGGAUAAAAGAUAUAAUGUAUUAUUGAUAGUGUACAUAUGGUCAUAUAAUGGAUAGGCUAUGUGUAUACAAUUAUCUAUGGGCAUAAAUUACACACUUAACACUCCCGUAAAUUUUGUCACUUACGUGAGGUUCAUCAUAAAUUAAAUUUAGUGAUACCUAAAAAAAAAUGUUGAGUAUAAUGUAUAGUAGAUUUUGUUUAUAAGCGUUUUAAGUCGAAAUGUUAAUGAAAAUUUUAAAAAAAAAUUUCAAAAACAUGUUUAGCCAGAUGUGAGAUACUCUGUAUAUCCAUGUGUUAAAUAAAAUAAUUACCUUAAAUCUUUGAAACUCAAUAAAUGUGCUCUGAAAUAGGUAACGUAGAAGGUUGUCCACCACUAACCACGAGUUUUAAUAUUAACAGAUACUGUAAUUUGUCAAUAUAGACGUACUUGGUCGUAGCGACGUAACUGGAUAAAAAUCUAGGGGGAGGGGCAAAAUAUUUUAUCCACUAUAAUAAAAACCCUUAGUCCCCUCCUGGUUCAAACAUAUUUUUAUUGUAAGGCGUAUUAUAUACCUACAGUACACUUACUUAAUUGUUUUUGUUUUUAUACAAGUUUUAAAAUGCAUUCUAUUGUUUAACAACAAAUUGUAGGUUGCAAGUAGGUACUAGCAGUGGCUGUUUUAUGGGGGGAGGGUUCCAGAGAGUCUGACCCUCCCACCCUAAACUCCAAAUUUAAACUAUGAAAACUAGAUUUUGUGUUAUAAUUUUUAAAUUAAACUUAAUUUGUUGUUGAUUAAAGCGUAUUCGCGUACAGGUACAUUCACGUAGAUAAGUAAAAACAAUAUAUAAGUUAAUUAAAAUAAAUUAAUAAAAUAAAUUGGUUAGAUAUUUUGUACAUAUUAAAUAUAUUGUCAAUUAAUAUCAAUGGACCCUCCCCCCAGAAAAAAGUUCAAAAACCGCCAUUGGGUACUAACUAGGUACCCAUGUUGAUCAAUAAUGUUAAGGAGGUACCUACAUAAGAUUUCAUUCAUAAAGAGGUGCUAUUUGUAGUUCAAAAAUGUAACUAGUAUAAAAUUAUUAUUAUUUACACAUAUUUUAUAUUUAGUGAACAGUAAAUUAUUAUUUACUGUUCAAUUACGGUUUUAUCAAUAACCAACGACUAAUUUAAUGAUUUUUUUUUUUUAAACAAACAUGUUAUUUUAUUAUUGACUUUGAACUCAUCAUGCUUUGUCUUAAACAUCCGAUUAAACACGGUAAGCUCGAUCGAUUUGAAUGAUAUGAAAUUGAACAAUGUCAACUGUCGUUUAUUGUGACUGGUGAGUAAGUACAGAAUAUUAUAAACCUUCAGUAAAGCACAUUAUCACGGCGCAACGUAAUGUUGCAAUGGGUAAGUAGGUAUAAACGAGACAAAAUAAUAAUUAUAUUGUCAGUUAUUAUUGUAAUUUGUAAUUGAUCUAAAAAUAACCUCCCGUUACUUGUAGUCAUAAUCACGAUCUCAAGAUAAUAAUAUUAAACCGCGUUUAUACUUUAUGAAAUAACAUUAUUGGAUUAUUUGUGUAAUGCAUACAUUGCGUUUAUUGCGAUAACAUUUGACGAUACGUCAAUAUAAUAUUGUACAACAAAAGAAACCUAAAUGUAAACUCUUAAUAUUAAUAAUAAUUUGUGGAAAAAUAUUUUUUUAUGUUAAAUGUAUUGCAUUCUUUCUUAACUUAAAAAGAUUCAAAGAUUUGUACUGUUGAAUUAUCGAGGGGGGAGGGAUAAAAUGACACCUUUGCCCCUCACAAAAAGGUCAGGAAGCAAAUGCCCCUCCCCACACACACACACAAUUACACCACUGCUUAGUUGUUCUUGGAUAAACGAACGUAUCUAAGAAAUCGUUUGUUCAUGACUGGUUAACGGAAACGUUUUCCUUAGGGACUAGGGUUCAUACUUCUAAUCACAGAUAAAUAAAAUUAGAUCAGCUGAUCGAGUGCAGUCUAUUCUAUUGUUAUAUUAUAUUGUUUGUUGUUUGAUUCAAAUAUACCUACAAUUUCUUAUAAUACAUUUAUGAACGAUACUGAAAUAUUUUAUGUUCGUAAUAAUAUUCGGAAUUCCACUCAAAUCAAUACUUAUCACGCUCGAUGCAACUACGUAUUAUAUUUUUAUAUUAUUAUCAAAAUGGUUAUCGCUAGAUUAUGCGGCUGCGCUGAUUUGCCGGUUCACUGCUGGCAGCGAAUCAUGAAGUUUGAAAUAGUCGGAGAAAUAGUUUAGUCGUGCACUUGAUGUACGCGAAAAGAGCAAUUUUUAAUAAGAAGACCUUUCAGAAUAUUAGCAGGUACCUAUUUGAAAGUAAAUAGCUUCCUACCCUUAUAAUGCGUCGAGAAGAUACCCACGUCCGGGAUCCAUUCGCAAAACCUCUAGAAAAAAAAAAAAUCCAACACUAUCGUUUUCACAUACGAAAAAUUCUACAAACAAUAAUAUUUCUUAAAUAAUAUAUAUAGGCAGAUUAAUAACUGCAGUGGUGUUAUUGAAACGGUAAAGCUUGUGUAUAGGCGUAGGCAGUAGCGUAUUUAGAUAUUUUUCAUGGAUGGGAUUCAGCUAAAUUUUCAAACAAAUGUAAGUGGGGGCUCUGCCCCCCCACACAUCCCGAUUACACACUGAAUUGAAAAUUAAAUUUAUUACAAUGCAUUAAAAAAUGUUAUAGUACAAAAUCUAAUCUUCUAUGGUUUAAUGCUAAUUCAUUGAUAAUUCCAUCAACAUUUAGAUAUCCCGAUGAAUGGACAUCAUUGCUAGCCCAUUUAUCAUCGUUUACAUAAUAAUAAAAUUAAAAAUACCGUUAUAACUUUAUAAAUUAUAUUUUUGUAAUACAUUAAAUAUUUUUCAAAAUAAUUAAAAGAUUACUUCAUUCAUUGUUGAUCUUAGAUAUGUUGUCAACCUUUUCAAGGCGUUGCUGUUGACACUGGUAAUAUACAAAAUAAUUUAAUUUAAAAAAAAUGUAUAUUUGGCAAAUCAUUUUUUUGGCAGCUUAAUAGCGAUAAUCACGAUAUUUGAAAUAUGAAUACUGACAGGUAACAGAUAAAUUAACAAAUGCGAUUAUAGAUGACAUCUAUCUAUAAUCGUGCUGACAAUCGAAAAUUAUUAAUAAUAUAUAUAUAUAUAUAUGCAGUUUAUAAGGGAUAUCAGAUAGGUUGUUCUAGAGAGGUUGUUCCUCUAUAGGAAUUUUAUCACUGCACCUUAACGAUUACCGACUAGCAAGUGGCAGCCAUUCAUAACAAUUGUGAUUACAUUUUUUCACGGUUACGAAAAAAAAUAACAUUUUAUAAGGUUGCAACUUAUAUGAGCACGGAUGUUUAGAUAGGUAUAAAUGAGGUUAAUGGGGGGUCUGGACCCCAUGGACCCCCCUCCUCCGUAAAUGCACCAUUGUGCGAAGGGGAACAAACAAUUUUGAAAAUGUUAAGACAAGUUUAAUGCAUGCAGUCUUAGCAGAGCCAGCUGUCUUUUGACUGCACCGACUCGCCCCCACAUACUGAUUCGCGGUCAUACAGUUUCGCCAUCAGAAUAGAAAAACGCCAUAACUUUUUUUUUAAAAUCAUUUAUUAUUAUUAGGUUCUCUGAAAAGUUUAUUACCCUUUCCUACUCUUCGUGUCUAAACUUUAAACUGUUAUAAAUUUAUAACUCAUAAUAAACAGUACCUAGUCAUUACCGAUGUUAUUAAUGUUAUUACGCUUGUCAAAAUGUUUGGACAAAUAUUCUCUAUUUAAAUCUGUGUUUAAAAUGAGAAUUUCUAUUUGAUGUGUAUAUAUGUAAUCAUUUAAAAUACUGUUAAAAUAAUAAAGCUUAAAUGAUUCCAUAUUGAUUGAAAAAGAAAACAGAAAUCAAAUUUAAUUAGAAUAAAAUAUUUUCGGUGAAAAUAGUACGAUAGCCGAACGGUCAGCGACAAAGUGCAUUAAUUUUUAAACAACGAUAGUAAAAUUAUUUAAAAAAAAACCCAUUUAAAUCAGAUUAGAUUUCGAACAUAAUAUUAAGCUAUUAAUGAAGUGAAGGAAGGAAAAUGUGUUAAAAGAACACACAUUGUAAAAUGGUAUUGAUUAAUAGAGAUGUAUGAGAGGAUAUCAUGGCAUGAGCCGUUAUAAUAAUUUGACUUAGCUAAUUUAUAAUUUCUUUGUUUAACACUUAAAAGUAACAUUGCGGUUAUGUUAUAAUUAAUAUUGUCUUUUUGCAGAGUUUGCCGCUGGACCAGAGGAGACUCUACCCAUCGAAUCUGACCUCACCGGAUGGUGGCCAGUAUCCUGUGUGCGUUUUGUCCGGUUGGCCGGUCAUUGAUUCAAAAAAAAGCUAUGCUGUGACGUUCGAAAACAACAGAAUGGCCAUUAAGGACGAUUGGACCAAGGUAAUGACUGUAUCGAAAACCGUCCAAUCGUCUGUCGUCAAACAGACAUUGGAAUUCAUCACUCGGUGGUGUGGACCUCCAGUACAACAGUACUCGUUUCAUUGAAAAAAAAACACGAAAUUUACGGAUAUCACGUCAACGAAUUAUUGUCUGUGUUACAAAAUAGAUUUCUGUCAGUUUUUUUUUAGAGUAUGUAAUAAUUAAAAUAAUAAAAUAUUAUAUCAGUUGGUUAGGUUAGGUAAUGUUAUAAUGUAAUAUAUAAUGUUGAAAAAGCACG